Messenger RNA from Porites evermanni, 51463 nucleotides. The record is from the annotation of a GenBank genome assembly. NCBI's taxonomy places the organism in Eukaryota, Metazoa, Cnidaria, Anthozoa, Scleractinia, Poritidae.
AUGGCGGCCCAGGAGGAGUGGUGUUUUGAGGAAGAAGGGUGCUUACAAUUUAGUGGCCGACCAAUCUCAGUCACAUUUUCACCCACCUCGAACUGCUUCAUCUGUACGCUCGAGGAUGGAACGAUUGAAGUGGUGGAUGCGCGUUCCAGUCUGCGAUUAAAGCACACCGCUCCGGCAGGUAAAUUGAGAAUUGAUGAAGCAUGUGUUUAAACUUUGCACAUGAGUAACUGCGGAUAUUUCUCUGUUCGCAACUGUUACUACCUACACACAGAAAAUCUUUUUUAUGUUCCUCCCAAGUAUUCAUUGGGGAGUGCUGUAUCUGAACUAUAAACAUUUUUCCUGUUUAAAACUGUCUAAGGAUGAUCGCAGGAAGUGCUUCAUUUGCCUCAAUCUAAGUGGUUGAUCGAUUUUGAUUGAUUAUUACUCAUUUGGUGAGCAUGAUUGAGGCUUGAUUGAAGGUUACGUAAUACUCUUUCUAAUAACUAUGUUAUCUUUGCUUUACUUUUUAAAAUAUGUUCAAGUACAACGAAGAUGCAAUUAAACCCUUUAGUGGAUUAAUCUUCAUAGACUCAAGCUUAAUUGAGUUCUGCCAGUGAGAGUUUCAGUUAUUGGUUACCCUAAUUUCCUGGUCAACAAACUUACUCUUUUUUAUCCUGUUAGUGGUGAAUUGUGAUUAGCAGGGGUAUUUUGCAGAAUGUCAAAUACUGAAUAUCUCUGAAGUUUGGUAAUUAUAGGGUUGGAAAACUGAGUGAAUUAAUGGUUACCGGACGUUACGAUACAGCAGUGUUCUCUUUAUCAGGCAGUAACUGGUAAAAUUUACCGUCUGAAGCAACAUUUCUUACUGCCUUGAACUGAUUGCAAUUUAAUUAAAAUGAAAUAAGUUGUUUUAAAAAAUAUGCAAGUUGUGAUCCGAUCCAAUCUGAUCGAGGUAAUGAAUGAAUAUAUGGAAGUGUACUAAAGUAUACGCAGUGAUCAGGCAUUUUGGAAAGAGAACAUGGAAGACAGAGUCAAAUUAUUGGAAUCAAAUAUUUUAAAUUAUUGUUUAAAGAUAACAGCGGCUGAUUUGCAUAAAAUAGGUCUUAAAAUGAGGGAAUGACGUUUCAGGGAACUUAGUCCCUAAAUUUUGCAGUGAGAUCGUAGACAUGUCCCUUACUCCCUUACUCCACUACCCCCUUCCCCACUGGAAAGUGCGCCUCUGGCACAUUUUUUUUGUCUUUCCGGCCAUGAAAAGAAUGGUCCCUUACCUGCUGAGCUAAAAUUUAGGGAGAACACUGUUCAAGUCAUUAUGAUACGAGUAUAUUCAGUGUAGUUGUGAAAAGUUUAAUGUGCUUGGUUUAAAGAACAAAGACCAUUAAUUUACUCAAAAUGUUUUUCUUGUUUAUGCACAAAAUUUACUUGAAGUAAUCGAAAUUUCUGUGCAAUUUCACUGCUUGAAUGAAAUGACUUGUAUCAAAAUGACUUUGUAUCGAAACCACCAGUUCCCGAAUCAAGUUGCAGUUAGGUUCAUUAUACAGUGAGAACUGAACUGGAAUUUGUUUCUCUCAGCUUUUUCACUCUAAUCACUAAACUUCAGAGUUGAUUGUCCACAGUGUUCUCCUUAUCAGGCACUAACUGGUAAAAUUUACCGCCUGAAGGAACACUUCUUACCGCCUGCAACCGCUGAAGGUUUACUAAAAAUAAAUAUUGUAAAAUUAAAAAAAUACGCAAGUUGUGAUACGAUCCGAUCAAGGAAAUGAAUGAAUAUGUGGAAAAGUACUUAAGUAUACACAGCUUUUCUUUUUAUGGACCAAAAAAAAUAUUGGAAUCAAACAUUUUUAAAUUGUUUUUUAAAGAUAAAAGUAGCCGAUUUGCGUAAAAUAGGUCUUCAAAUGAGGGAAUGACAUUUCAGAGAUUUAGCACCUAAAUUUCCCUGCGAGGGCAGAGUCAUGUCCCUCACUUCACUACCCCCCCCUGCCUCCCAUUUCCCCUAGGAAAGUUUGCCUCUGGAGCAUUUUUUGCCUUACCGGCCAUGAAUGGUCCCUCACCUGCUGAGCUAAAAUUUAAGGAGAACACUGUGUCCAUUCGACUUUUCUGCAAAAUACUCCUGUAGGAUGGAUAUGCCUUAAAACUGCAAAAAACUCCUCGUGUGAAAAGGUUGUGAAACUUAAAAACUGAAUGUAUCUUUGUUUAAUUCUCUUUAGGAAACUCUGACCCACUUCAGUGUAGAUUCUGUCCUGAGGUAGAAAAACUAUUUAUCACAAAUGGCUCUGUAUCUGGGCUUAGAAAGGAUCUUAAUGGUGUCUUGCUGCUGGACAGCAUUUUACAGCCACCUCUCAAAGGUUCUUGCAGUGAACCAGUUGUUCUCGAGUUUACACUGCCAGAUGUGAGUAGUAUAUCAAAUACGACAUAUGGUGUGUCAUGUGAUAUUCAGAAACCAAAAAAUGCAGAUGAAAAAAUGAGGUGUAGCCAAGUUUUUUUAGGAGCGACUUGUGUCUAAAGUUAAUACCAGGAAGCAUUGAGUAAAGUGUUUGAUGAUAGCUUGUCAAAUAGACAAUAAUUGUUUUUGAUAAAUUUGAAGCUUAAGUGCUCAAACACUCUCUUAUACAGUGUCAUUAUGUUUCCCUGAAUUGAUUUACACCCGACAAAUCCUGGUACACAGGUGGGGAAAGGGGGAGGUGGGGGGGAGGGCGGAACAAUGAUUUCAGGGCUGUUUUUUUGAGACAACUUUAACAGAGUUUAGUUUCAUGUGUGGCACAGGCUAGUGGUAUUUUUGACACUUGAGCUGAGGCCUUUAGUCGACUAAAUCACAGUAAAUGUCAUUGUGGCAGUGACUUUAAUGACAUGAUAUUUUGCUAGGCUCUUCUGCUGGUGUCAGCAAUGGAAUUAUGCAUGUCUGGUGGAGAAGAGGGUUUAAAAGUAAAUGGUUUAAAGGAAGUUCAUCUCAUGCUGAAAGAAGAAGUAGAGAAGGCCCAGUCACUGUUGAAUUCCAGCCAUGAUAAGGCAAUUAAGGUACAUGUGUACAUAUGCAGUUGAAUUGAGUUGUAGCAUGACUCCUUCCGUUACACUCUUAUAGUGAACCUAGGUUGUUGGAGUCGCAAGCAGAAGCAAAGGACUAAUAAUAAUAAUAAUAAUAAUAAUAACAAUAACAAUAAAGAACAGGAAAAAAAUACCAAGAUUUAAAAAAAAGCGGAAACGUCUGUGAAAUUGGAAAGAAGUUGUGCUUGUAGCGAUCAUCAUUUGUGCCCUCGGAACAGUCAGUAAAAAAUUCCAUCUGCAUUUAAAGAAAGCAGGACUUGACAGAAGUGUAAUAACAAUAAUAAUAACAAUAGUAAUAAUACACAAGAGUGAAAAGACAUUGAAUAAUACUCUACAAUGCAAUACUUGUACCUAAACAACUACUAUAGGAAUACCUAGAGUUCUUUGUCUACUACUAAUCGUGUGCCAAGCAAUGACUUGCCUAUAAUGGUGAACUUCAGCAACAUACAUGUAAGUUGACACCAUAAGUGCGUUUUUUUAUUUAUUUUCUUUUAGUGGUGCACUUGCCAGAUAAAGUAUCCCUGUGGCUCUUUGGACACUGCAUUUGGUGACCUGACCAGAUAUUUAGAGAAAAACCAUAAAAAUCAUGCUGCCCUCCCUGUGGUUUCUGCUGUACACUUGAGGAACAUGUGCCUGUUCGAUGUGCAGGGGAAGCUACCCAUGUGUUUGGAAGCAGAAAGAAGGAAGACAUUUGUGUCUUGGCCUCACAAGGAAUACAGGUAUAGUGAAACCUGGACAAACGAUCAACUCUGUUCCAGUCAAAUUCACAUUACUUGUCUCGGUUGAGUUGGGAAGGUUCAUGGCUAAGUAAUCAGUCAGUGGCAGAUCUAGGGGGAAGGGUCCAGGGAUCCCUCUAAUUGAAGCAAUUGAGAAGAAGCAGUGGCAGAUCGAGAUCUUCUGAUAAGGGCUAGCCCUGUCAUCCAGACCCUGAGAUAAUGGGGGGGGGGGGGGGGGUCCCCCAAAAAUUUUUUUUUACCCCCUGCCGCGCCCGGUUUGGGGGAAAAAUUUUGCCAAUAAAAAAAUUUUUCCAUUUUUGGCUUCCCUUAUUAAAAACAGGAAGGGGGGGCAAAUAAUGCACAGCAUUGUAAAAAACCCACACAGACUAGGAGGGUCUAGACAUCAAGAAAAAUGUACACACCUUCUUUGUAACGAUUUUCCAAGUUUCAGCCGACGAAGGAAUGGGUAAAUAAAGUAAACUUUUUGAGUUUUGAACUCGAAAACUUUUUCAAAUUUGUGCUUGCGUGAUUAGCACGCGAAAAACCAAACAACUUGACGCCACAACCAUGUUUACAUACUCUCAUGCAAACACUGCUCUCGGCCAAUCAGAGCGCGCGUACUAUCUUAGUUAUUUUAUAAAAGGGGGUGGCAGCCCCCCUGGGCCCCUCCCCUGAUAAGUGCUGAAAACUGAAACUGCUGUCAUAGGAUGAUUGUGUACUCCUUUCAUCUGAUACUUUCAAGGCUUGCCAAACACAUAUGAAGGAGUGAAUAAAGGUGGACGUUUGGACCCCUUGCCAAAGAUUUUUGGAUCUGCCCUUUUCAAUCAAAUUGUUAGCUUAGCGGUAAUUUUUCAAAUAAUCAUAUUUGUGAAUGACCUUCAUAACUCUCCAGGGUCAAAAGAAAAAAAAGACUUGCCUGUUCCAUUGUACCUUACUUACUUGCAAAGAAAUCCUUCUGUUUUCAAGCCCCACAAUAUUCAUUAUCAUUCCCAUAACUUUACCUCAAUAUGACUACAUGUAGUUGAAUGCCGGGUGAGUCUAGAUAGUAAUUUUUUGUUUUGUAAGUUACAUUUUAUUUUUGUAUUUGCUCUUAAGGUGGGCAUACCCUGAAGCUAUGGCAAAAGCUGGCUUUUACCAUCAGGUAAUCUUGAGUAUAUUAUGCAGAAUGUAUACAUGGCAUAAUGUUUAACCUGUACAUGUACAUUGUAUUUGAUGGACUGCAAGAAGGUUUAACUAUAAACCUUACAAGGGAAGGUAGACUAUUGUCAGAGUUGUCUGAUGAACUAAAACGAGGUUUAACCCCAAAAAGACUUAGGCUGUACAAGGGAUGGCACACUAUAAUCAGCCAUGUGUAAAAAAAAACUUCAGACAGGAAGGCGCACUGAUGACUGGCUUGUUUUGUGGACUGACAGGGGUGUUAACCACAAAUCUGUUAAGAAGAGGCCACUUUGGUCACUGUAGGAUGCAAUGAUUAAUUUUAGUCUAAAUUCUCUUUCAGCCAAGUAACCGAGGAGAUGACAGAGCUCUUUGUUUCACUUGUAAUGUUUGUUUGGUGUGCUGGGAGCCAACAGAUGAACCGUGGUCAGAGCAUGAACGCCAUUGCCCAGAUUGCUCAUUUGUUAGGGGGGACCACACCAAGAAUGUACCUAUGUCAGGUAAGGGAAGAUACUGGUCAGUGUUCAGUCUGUAGUUGUAUACCCAGUAGUUUUCUAUGUCCUUAAAUAUGUAGCAAACUACUGGGUAUGUGGUAUUUUAUUUAACCUGACACAUAUUUUGGGCAGUGUGAGAAGUGUUUUGAAUGUUUUUGCUGUUGUUGUUGUUUUUUGUAGUAUCACUGGCCACUGCACCAGGUUAUGACCAUCAGACUGCUGCUCAAGUCAAGGUAAGUGUAUGAAACAAGUUAAAAGAAAUGUAAACUGAUAUAAGUUCUUAUGGGCCAGAGCACAAACAAAAAUUAAUGAAAAUAUGUAAAUUAAAGUUAAUCAGAGAGGGUGACACUUGUCAGUUUUCAGAAAUGAUAAACCUGCAUCUCUCAAAAUGUCCUCAACCAAUUGGAGAUACUUUCCAGGCCCCAGUUGUUCAAAAGGUAGAUAAUGCUGUCCAGUGGAUAAAUCUCUAUCCAGUGGAUAGCGCAGUUGGUUUUCCUAAUACUUAUCCAUUGGAUAGUGAUUUAUCUGGUGGAUUGCACUAUCCAAUGUUUGAAAAAUUGGGGCCACAUCAUUUUAGAAUUUGGUCUUGUUAGUUUUUGGAGAGAGCAGCAACUGGAGAGGAGUACCCAGAGGAAAGCCUUUGAGAGCUCUGAAGAGUGCCAACAAUAAACUCAACUCACAUAUGGCAUAUGGAGUGCUCUUGGCACUGCACCAGCCCUGUUCUCCCAAGGUGUUAAGCACUGGCUAAACAAUCCAACAUUUUCAUCCAACAUUUUGUUGGAGGAGCAACUUCCACUUUUUAGCCCUCUCUCUUCAACUUUGCAUUUAAAUAUCUUCUGAUGCUUUACCUCUAUCGGGUAUUUUUAUCCAUCAUUUUGCAUUGCAAACAAAUGUUUGGUAGUUUAGUGACCUACAAAGUAAACUCUAGCGGGAAAAAGCAACCAACGGAAACCAAGUUCAUAAACAUAAUAAAACUAAUAAGUAAAUGAAUAACAAUUUAAAUGUAGCACAUCCAUGUAGUGUUCUUUGUCAAACAUUCCUGGUCAAAUUGGGGUUUGGAAAUGUUGCUUCAUUUUAAGGAGAAGGGAAAACUGGAGUACCCAGCAAAAAACCUCUCAGAGUAAAGGAGAGAACCAAUACCAAACUCAACCCACAGAUGGCAUUGACACCCGACCUCAUGGGUGGGGGUGAAUGCUUUCACCACUGUUCCACCCUUCAGGUGCAAUAAUGGCAAAGCUUCAUUUGGAUGUACUCUGUUCAAUUUUUAGUCUGGCAUCUUUUUCUCAUUUAGCCACACCAUGUUGUGUUGGACACAGACAUGAUGUUGGUUGAAAAUGUUGUGUUGUUUUUGAAGGGCUUUAUGAAUGUUGCACUGUGCUGUACAGGAGUGCUUGUACUCUCUUUAGUUUUAAACCAGGUUACCAUUAUCUACAGUUGUAUGCCUUUUUUCAGCAUUUGUUAAAUUACUUUUCUGGUUUUCUCUUUUAGUUUAUCAGUGAAAGCUCAUGUUGCCAUUAUAUAGUGACAUGUAGUGAAAAUGGCGGAAUAAUCAUCUGGAACAUCCAAGACGAACUAAAGGUUAGAAGUGAAUAUUUAAAUAUUGUUUUGUUUAUCCAGGCAUGCCCAAAUCAUGUUAAAAUUUUACAGCAACAGAGUGUGGCCAAAAAGGUAAAAUUUGAAUGGUUUUAUCACAGGAAAUAUGAAAUGAAGCCUUAAAGGUCGACAAUUUGGGUGUGGCUUGGGAUUUACUUGACUUUCUAAACAUACUGUUCUAUAACUAAAUAUAGCCAAAUAAGAGCCAAGGACAUAUAUACACAUCCUCUCCUUACCAUAGGUUUAUUUCUUCUGGUUGCUCAGCAUUUUUGUCUGUGGUUGUUUGAAAGGGUCUGAGAAGGAAUAACGUUAACCACUCACCUGAAUGUUUUUUAUGGAAGUUUUUGAAGGUUACAUCACAAGUUGAUGUGUUGUGAAGCAUUGAAAGAAGGUGCCAUGUUAGUUCUGACUACCUUGCCAGAUCACUUACAUUUUCACUGUAUUUUCUUGUUUAAGGUAAUUCCCUUGAAAAGGAUGUACUAUCCAGAUUUUUUUCAAACUUGACACAAAUGUCAACCAUAUAUAGGACAUUCAUAAACUGCAGUAAAAGGAUGGGGUCACCGUGCUUAUUUUUGCCCUGUGUGCUCAUAAUUCUGAGUGUUUUUUUCUUGUUGUGUACGAAAUGCUUGAAGCUUGAAAAACCGACAAAAAUUCUUGAAUUAUGGCAAAAAAUACGAAUUUUACUAAAACCUAAAGAUGACUACUUCAAGUAACCAACAUAAAAUAAUGACUCGUUCAGUUGUCAUGUUUAUGUCUGUCUUUUCUUUUCGCCAAAGAUCCAUACUGAGUUCCAAGUGGUGUUACCUACUGAAACUGACAAAAUGCAAGAGUGUGGCAUGUCAACAAACUUAGGCCCUCCAAAGAGCUUUGUUGCUUGGUCAGAACCAGAGAAUUUGGAAACAGAGGACAAAUGUACAGAGCAGGACAAGAAUGUGAAAAACAUCAGCGAGGAAGCGGAGAAUCAAUGUGAUGAAGGUUGUGACAAGGAAACACUGUCUUCAACGAAUUCCUGUGAUCAAGGCUACACAAAGAAAGGUGCUGCCACUUGUGACAUUAGAGACCUUUUAAGCCCCAAGAUCCACCUACAAAUUCUCCAGACUGAUGUCCAUAUAUUUCCUUACAGAAAUUGUUGAGAGAAUUUGAUAAAGGAUCAAGCAUUUUCCCUUUGUNAUUGAAAGAAGGUGCCAUGUUAGUUCUGACUACCUUGCCAGAUCACUUACAUUUUCACUGUAUUUUCUUGUUUAAGGUAAUUCCCUUGAAAAGGAUGUACUAUCCAGAUUUUUUUCAAACUUGACACAAAUGUCAACCAUAUAUUAGACAUUCAUAAACUGCAGUAAAAGGAUGGGGUCACCGUGCUUAUUUUUGCCCUGUGUGCCCAUAAUUCUGAGUGUUUUUUCCUUGUUGUGCACAAAAUGCUUGAAGCUUGAAAAACCGACAAAAAAUUCUUGAAUUAUGGCAAAGAACAUGAAUUUUGCUAAAACCUAAAGAUGACUAUUUCAAGCAACCAACAUAAAAUAAUGGCUCUUUCAGCUGUCAUGUUUAUGUCUGUCUUUUUUUUUUGCCAAAGAUCCAUACUGAGUUCCAAGUGGUGUUACCUACUGAAACUGACAAAAUGCAAGAGUGUGGCAUGUCAACAAACUUAGGCCCUCCAAAGAGCUUUGUUGCUUGGUCAGAACCAGAGAAUUUGGAAACAGAGGACAAAUGUACAGAGCAGGACAAGAAUGUGAAAAACAUCAGCGAGGAAGCGGAGAAUCAAUGUGAUGAAGGUUGUGACAAGGAAACACUGUCUUCAACGAAUUCCUGUGAUCAAGGCUACACAAAGAAAGGUGCUGCCACUUGUGACAUUAGAGACCUUUUAAGCCCCAAGAUCCACCUACAAAUUCUCCAGACUGAUGUCCAUAUAUUUCCUUACAGAAAUUGUUGAGAGAAUUUGAUAAAGGAUCAAGCAUUUUCCCUUUGUUGAUAAUUCUGAUAACAUUUUUUUCUUGAUUGAGCUUUUUCCUCAUUUAUGAUAAUUUGAUCAAUUGAGCUUUCUGUGUAACUGACCACCUACCCCUCCCCUAAGUCACAAUUUUGUCCUAAGUGAUAGUCUUUAUGUUAACUUAGGGGAGGGGUAGGUGGUCAGUUAGUCAGAAACAUCGAUUGAUGUGAUAAUUCUCAUAACCUUUCCUCUUACCCCUCCCCUUAGUCUUAAUUUUGCCUAAGUGAGAGUAAGUGUUCAUGUUAACUUAGGGGAGGGGUAGGUGGUCAGUUUCUCAGAAACUUCAAUAAUAUUAUUGAUCUGAUUAUCUUCAUAACCUUUUCUCUUACCCCUCCCCUAAGUCUUAAUUUUGCUUAAGUGAGAGUAAGUGUUCAUGUUAAUUUAGGGGAGGGGUAGGUGGUCAGUUUGUUCUUUGGAUGUCAUUUUGCGAGGAAACCGGUGGUGUUGUCUGCAAAAUGUUGGCUGUUUUCCCAGGCUGGUUCGCAAAUUACUGCCCUUUGUUACUUUUUAAUUUGCAGCUGAGCAGAAGAGCACAGAUGUUCCAUCUCAAAGUAAAGAUCCAGAAGAGCAAAGUCUAAAGGACAAGCUGAAAGUCUGCGCUGUGUCUCUUGUUUGUUCGUGUGGAAAGGAUCCCACCAGCACUGCGGGGCAGAAAUGUCAAUCAUUUAGACACACAGCCACUUUAUUUCUUGCAGUAUACAUUGAAAAGCAUUCUCCUUCAAGUGAUACUGAAAAGACAGAGGGCAAACACGUAUCGUUUUUAACAGCAGAGGGUUGCUCCUGUCCUUACAUUUUGGUGUAUGACAUUAUGGCAAACAGUGAAAAUUCUGCAAAGCCACAAUUCAAUGUAGAUAGCUGUAUUGAACUUGAAAAAGAAAUGAUGUUGCAGGACCCGUAUACAACUUCUGGCAGUGACGAUGACUGGAUGUACGAUCAGUUGCCCAUUCUUCCACCGGAUUCUCUUAACCUUCACUCUUCUGUGCUGCAGAAAUUUGCCGAGGCCAUCGCUGGGGAGGAAAACAUCAAGAAGUCAAAGGUUAACAAAUGUAAAGAAGGAAAUAAAUGCGCAAAGCUUGUUCAAUGCUUGGAUUUAUCAGGAAUUUGCAAUGGUCGGCUUUGUAAAGUAACAGAAAUUGUCCCCUUUGGGGAUGGUCAGAAUAUUUUAGUUAAUCUUCAUUGUUUUAAUAAUUAUUUUAUUGACAAGGGUUCACACAUUGGUGAAACUAAUCCGGAAAAUGAAGAAUCAGGGCAAUCCAGUGACAAUUGUACAGCUAUACCGGGAAGUGAUUCUGCAGGAAACGGGAAAUGUCCUAGACCUGACAGUCUUCCUCAAAGCACUCUUGCAGUGUACAAAAUAGCAAGCAGUGGUGGGGAAAGAACGUUGUCCUCACAGCCCACAUUAACAAAGCACUUUCCCUCUUCUGAUGGUAUUCUUAGUAACUUAGUUACCCUCCCAGUGGAGAGCCACGAACUUUUGCGGCACCCAGCUGGCCAUUUUCAAGAGCUAGAAAACGUGUGUUCCGAAUCCAGGCAAUUUCUUGUUGGUGCGUUUAACGAUAGUGUUGUCAUCAUCGAUGCGGAUUCUCUGAAAGUUGUUACUAAGUUCAAGGUCUCCAGCCAAGGUACAAAGAUAUCGCAUAUUUUGAACUGCCCUGGAAUGGACUGCCUCUGUGUGUGCUGUGAGGAUGGAGUUAUGCACUUUUUGGGAUUACGGAAUCAGGCGCAGGUUGAAGCAGGUAUAGGCACGGCAGAAGACACCAAAGAUUGUUCAUCUAUCUCCGAACUACCAUUGGGAAGCUGUAGUUCACAGUCAGGUAAAUUUGAGUAGGAAGCUAGUCGAGCCGUUUUCUGGUUACUGUCUGGGAUUUUCUGGUUUUCAAAUGACAUCAUCAAAUUUCAAACCUAAAGAAUUAUCGAUCCUCCUGAGUUUUUACUUUCCUGAAUUGUUAGUGCAGCUAAAAAUUUAUAUUUUUACAAAUGUGGAUAGAAAUUUAUUCGUUGGGUAGCGUUAUCCACCCUUUUCACGACUGGGACCAGAUGGAAUAGACUGGAUGAUGUUACAUUUGUAUAUUUUAUCCAAAUCAUGGUUUGAUUUCGUUUCUGUAGCGGCUGCUUUCAAUCCAGAUCAGCCCAUUUCUAUGGAAUUUCUUCAGCAUCUGGUUCAGCUGACGGAAUUUGUGACACUGAUGCCAAGGUUCACAGCAUCUGUCCCCUCCUCUUGGGUUGAAGUUCAACAAGAUCAACAGCGUCUUCAUCAACACACCUUGGUCGAUCCAGUGUUGCAUACCAGAACAUGGAAAGUACGAUCAGAUGGUAGUAGGUAUGUAUGAGCCAUAAAGGAGCUCUGUCACGGCGAAUGACGGUCAAGUCGCCCGAAAGUCAUCUCGCCCGAAGUCAUGUCGCCCGAAACCAGAGUCAUGUCGCCCGAAAUUUCAUAAUGCUCAAAAAGAUUCUAAAAAUGCUACUCAGAGUGACGACAUCAAUACAUAUACGUUUUUCGAGUUUAUUCCUUGCGAUUUACUUAAGAUGUUACCUUUCCUCAAGUUUAUACACUCGAUAAAAUUGCGGGCGACAUGACUUAGGAUUUCGGGCGACAUGACUAUGUAUUUCGGGCAACAUGACUCUGGUUCCGGGCGAUAUGACUUCGGGCGAGAUGACUUUCGGGCGACUUGACCGGUUACCGUCACGGCUGUGUAUUUCACUGGGUUAAUAGGGAGCUGAAGCAACACGGGCGGUUAGGUACCAGUUCUCGUUAAGGUAUUUGUUCAAACAAGGUAGUAUGUUUUUAAUCAGGUAAUGUUUCAUUUGCUUUGUUAGUAAUCAACUGUCUAAACAGGGAUAUUAUCUAUUUAAUUUUAUUCAAUGUCGUCCCUAUUCCUCAUCCUUCUCCUCCCUUCCAAAGUUAGCCUUUUCCUCUCCUUCUUUUCGUCGAUAUCAAUGCCAUCAAUACUUCAUGUCUUGAUUACUUUUAAACGACGCCAGGAGCCAUAGAAAGUUUUGAGGAAGCUCACUGUUGAAUGAUACGCCUGUAAUAAUUUAAAAACUUAGAGUUAUUGAAGAAGGGGCCGUGGGGGUUCACUUUUUCCCUGCCAACUCUAUGCGCACAGUGUAUCUUCAUGCCUCGAGUUUUCAAUACAAGAAACUCUGAGACAACAUGCAUGCAUGCGAGCAGUACAGUGUAAAAUUGUUAGUUGUGUCUGUCUGUACUGCUAAAAUUCAAUACCUCAUCUGUUACCUAUUAAUCGAGAAAUUUCCUUUUUUGAAGAUUUCUGGGGAGGGAGCAACUUGUCGAGGUUGUUCUUCCGAGAUAUUGUCACGUGGGCCACAUCGAUAUCAGAUUCUCGCUCAGCCCGAUGAUCACUCAGCCCACCACAAAUGUGUACCUUCUGAACCCACCUUACGUCAGCUCUUUUAAGUCCUGUCAGAAUGCCUCUGCCCCUGCUUUGGCAGAACAAGACAAGAGAGGAAUGCUGGCCUCUGCUCAAGAUCAAGGCCAUGUCGUAUGUGGCCCUGUGAGUUUAAAGCUAGGGCUUGACAGCACUGGGCGGCAUGGUCGUGUCACUUUGACCAGCCCGAAAUUGGUCAAAUCCAGCGGUCGAAUUUUCUUGAUUGUGUUUGACAGUCAAGGGCCGAGUGAAGAUCUCUCUGAGGUGUCCAUCACAGUGACACGGUUUAAAAACAACUCCACUUUGGAAUGCCACAAAUUGAGAAGCAGCUUGCUGGAAAACAGCAGCGUCGGGCUGCUUGAUAUUGUUGUCGGAUCUCUGCCGGUGCACGGAGCAGCUAGAGACGAAGAUGGCAGGAAACUUGCUCUUGAACUCCUCUGUUGGAUUGCUGGCGUGUGUGUCAACUACAAAGCAAGGUUGGAUUUAUUAUUACUUACCUUAACAUCUUUUAAAUGCACGGCCGAAAAGUACCACGUGUACUGAUGCAGGGUCCAAGAGAGUCUGGUUUUUGGGCAAUGAUUUAGCGUAAACUGCUGUUUAUAAGCCCCCAAACCCCCACCCCCACCCCCACCCUAGUUAUAGGUCCAUCUACCUGUAAACAAAAAAAUCCAAAAUACGUAUUUUCAUCAGACACUGUAGCUGUCGAACCUACUUUUGUUGCUUUCCUUUAACACUCGGAAACCUAAGUCCAUGGCCUCUCGUGGCAUUCCUGGCAUUCCUUCAAAUUUUUUUGAAGAUCAGUGAACUAAAAACUACCCACAAUACCUUUGAUGAUUGUCGCGUGCACUUUUUCCGACAACUUUUCUCGAAAUGGCUGUAUAUUUGGGUUAUACAUGUAUGCCCCUUCGGAUAUAGGCCCUUCCUUUUAUAAGCCCUCUUAAAGCCCCUUACGAAGCCCAGGGCUUAUAAGCGGGAGUUUAUGGUAUCUUAGUCAAAUCCAACUAGUGGUCUAUUAUCAAUGCUACGUUCUGAUUGGUUGAGCUACUACUAGGCUAUAUGUUAUAGCCCACUAGUAGAGAAAAGCGCCGGCUUUGAAAACCAAAAUAAUGGCGGCUGAAUCGCGUUUUGCUAGGUAAAGUUGUUUUGUCUCGAUAUUUUUGACCAACUAUUUGGAUUCUACUAAAAACAAUUAUUCCUCUCGUCCAACGACGACGCCCCAAUAUCAGGAACAGUGUAUUGAUCAUAUCCCAUAUUACCUUUCGGAAUUGUCGCGUGCACAUUUUUUCCGAUAACCUUUCAAAUAGCUGUAAAAAGCGCUUUAAAACAAGUUAUAGUGCUGAUGAAAAUGGCCUCUGAGCGGUAUCCUCUCUUUACAAUUUUGUUAUGCAACUUUGCAUGUAUCUACCGCAGGCCUAAGGAGUGAGGGCUCAAGGAAGAUACCAAGUUUAGCUUACUUCAACACUUUGUGCCUCGUUGAACGACGUCAAAUUGCUCCUGUGCCCAGACAACCAAUGUCGGCGCCUUUCAAUCCUAAUCCGACCUGGUAGACUUGAACGCAUGAAGUUAUGAUCAGUCACGUUUAUUUGAACAGCGAAAGUUGCAUUACAAAAUAACUGGAAUCAAGAUCAAACUUAGAGCUUUGUUGAAUAUGACCUUUUUUGUUUUGUUUUGUUUUGUUUUUACUAGGGAUUACAGCGAUAUGGCAUUGAUACAGGAGGUGGAAGCUUACUUGCCUAAGUUGAUUCAAACGUGUUAUCUCUCUUCUGGGCGAAGCAUCGCUCACAAGUGUAGCCGACUUCUGAUGAUGUGCGCGAGGUAAACCACGAAUUUUUACUAUUCAGAGUUAUUUUUCUUCCUUUCCUACAAAUGUGUACCUUCUGAACCCACCUUACGUCAGCUCUUUUAAGUCCUGUCAGAAUGCCUCUGCCCCUGCUUUGGCAGAACAAGACAAGAGAGGAAUGCUGGCCUCUGCUCAAGAUCAAGGCCAUGUCGUGUGUGGCCCUGUGAGUUUAAAGCUAGGGCUUGACAGCACUGGGCGGCAUGGUCGUGUCACUUUGACCAGCCCGAAAUUGGUCAAAUCCAGCGGUCGAAUUUUUUUGAUUGUGUUUGACAGUCAAGGGCCAAGUGAAGAUCUCUCUGAGGUGUCCAUCACAGUGACACGGUUUAAAAACAACUCCAGUUUAGAAUGCCACAAAUUGAGAAGCAGCUUGCUGGAAAACAGCAGCGUCAGGCUGCUUGAUAUUGUUGUCGGAUCUCUGCCGGUGCACGGAGCAGCUAGAGACGAAGAUGGCAGGAAACUUGCUCUUGAACUCCUCUGUUGGAUUGCUGGCGUGUGUGUCAACUACAAAACAAGGUUAGAUUUAUUAUUACAUACCUUAACAUCUUUUAAAUGCACGGCCGAAAAGUACCACGUGUACUGAUGCAGGGUCCAAGAGAGUCUGGUUAUUGGGCAAUGAUUUAGCGUUAACUGCUGUUUAUAAGCCCCCCACCCCCACCCCAGUUAUAGGUCCAUCUACCUGUAAACAAAAAAAUCCAAAAUACGUAUUUUCAUCAGGCACUGUAGCUGUCGAACCUACUUUUGUUGCUUUCCUUUAACACUCGGAAACCUAAGUCCAUGGCCUCUCGUGGCAUUCCUGGCAUUCCUUCAAAUUUCUUUGAAGAACAGUGAACUAAAAACUACCCGCAAUACCUUUGAUGAUUGUCGCGUGUACUUUUUCUGACAACUUUUCUCGAAAUGGCUGUAUAUUCGGUUUAUACAUGUAUGCCCCCGUCGGAUAUAGGCCCUUCCUUUUAUCAUGAGCCCUCUUCAAGCCCCCCUUACGAAGCCACAUUGAGUUUGUGGUAUUUUAGUAAAAUCCAACUGGUGGUCUAUUAUCAAUGCUGCGUUCUGAUUGGUUGAGCGACUACUAGGCCAUAUGUUAUAGUCCACCAGCAGCGAAAUGCGCCGGCGUUGAAAACCAAAACAAUGGCGGCUGAAUCACGUUUUGCUCGCUAAAGUUGUUUUGUCUCGAUAUUUUUGACCAACUAUUGGAUUUUACUAAAACAAUUAUUCCUCUCGCCCUCAUGGCCUCUGAGCGGGAUCCUCUCUUUACAAUUUUGCUAUGCAACUUUGCAUGUAUCUACCGCAGGCCUAAGGAGUGAGGGCUCAAAGAAGAUACCAAGUUUAGCUUACUUCAACACUUUGUGCCUCGUUGGACGAUGUCAAAUCGGCGCUCCUGUGCCCAGACAACCAAUGUCGGCGCCUUUCAAUCCUAAUCCGACCUGGUAGACUUGAACGCAUGAAGUUAUGAUCAGUCACGUUUAUUUGAACAGCUAAAGUUGCAUUACAAAAUAAUUGGAAUCAAGGUCAAACGUAGAGCUUUGUUGAAUAUGACCUUUUUGUUUUGUUUUGUUUUUACUAGGGAUUACAGCGAUAUGGCAUUGAUACAGGAGGUGGAAGCUUACCUGCCUAAGUUGAUUCAAACGUGUUAUCUCUCUUCUGGGCGAAGCAUCGCUCACAAGUGUAGCCGACUUCUGAUGAUGUGCGCGAGGUAAACCACGAAUUUUUACUAUUCAGAGUUAUUUUUCUUCCUUUCCNGGAAUCAAGGUCAAACGUAGAGCUUUGUUGAAUAUGACCUUUUUGUUUUGUUUUGUUUUUACUAGGGAUUACAGCGAUAUGGCAUUGAUACAGGAGGUGGAAGCUUACCUGCCUAAGUUGAUUCAAACGUGUUAUCUCUCUUCUGGGCGAAGCAUCGCUCACAAGUGUAGCCGACUUCUGAUGAUGUGCGCGAGGUAAACCACGAAUUUUUACUAUUCAGAGUUAUUUUUCUUCCUUUCCUUCGCCGUCAUAUGUGAUUCAAGCUCCACGCUUCCCCCGUGAUUUACACCCCGCCCAUGAAGCGCAUAAAAAAGACGCUUGUUGUACUGCCCGUAAGUAAUGGUAGUAGGACUUAAGUGGACUGAAGUGUAGCCGAGGACGAAACGAAUUCCUCUUACCUAUUAUUUAACUCAUCAAUAGAGAUGAGCGUGGGGGAAGAUGCCUGUGAGGCUUGUGGAGCCCCGAAAGGUAGCUCACUGCAGUGUGUAACCUUAACAACCCUGUGAGUGGCAUCAACCCAGGCACCGUCACACUCCUAACCAGUGGAACCUACCAUACUUACCAUAAGCAGGGGAAGGGUAGGGAGCAGAAAGAAACUAUGCCAGCACAAGCCACGAAAGGCAACGACACGCGAUCGUAAUGGCAUGAGCUGAAGAGAAAGGCUGUAAAAAGACCCAUGAGCGCCUGCAAUGGGAUUAGGGCGCUCCCGCAUAUCUCCGACGAGAGACUGCUGGCCAGCCAUGUCUCGAGUUUAUACUAAGCCUAAAUUUCAUUUAGCCACAUUUCAUCACUGUAACAAAAUUUGACAACAAUACAGAGCUAAUUUGAAGGUUUCGUUAAUCAAAACAUAGGAUCGUCCUUUUUUUCUUCCCGCAUCUCUGUGUCUGGAUGUUGGGUGAAACACUACCUCCUGUGCUUGAUGUUGGACUGGGUCAGUGCGAGUUGCACUGUGGCACUUUUUUGGGGGAAAAAUUUUAACCUAGAUUCCUUUGCGACCUCUUAAUAGCCAAUAAAAGAAGCGACAGCAUCCCAAAACAGUCCCACAAUGCAGUUCGCUGCAACUCCUACCCAGCCACACGAAUAUCCUCAAAAUGUCCAAUAUUACCUCUAGUGCGUUACCAGAUGUACUGAGAUUUUCUAUAUAAACUUUUCUCUUCUUCUUUUUUUUUUUUCAGGAAAGCCGUAAGUACCAGGACGUCCACUGACUCGACAUCGUCUUUCAGGAGUUCUCUGUUGAAUGCAAUCCUUGAUGUUUUACGAGACACCCCAUGUGCAGUAUCAUCUGGAGCGGUCCACUGGCUUUUUAAGUUGCUAACAGGGUUUGCAGCCCAAGCAAACGCCUCUCUGACAAGUUUUGUUUGCUUGGAAUUGCUGGAAUUUCUGUCAUCAAAGCUUGCCACCACAAGAUUUCCUGAGCAUCUUGCUUUACGUUCCAGGUUAGAUUGCCAACAACUGGUUCGCUACUUGUGGAAUUCGCUUCCUCCUAGUUCGCAACAAAUUCGCUGUGUAUUACUUUUUGUAAACCGCUGAAAAUAGUCCCUUAAUCGCUCCAGAAAAAAAAAACCUUUUAAUAUAUUUCUCGCUCUUUUAAACUGGCCCCUACAAGGGUGCAAGUUUUGGACUUUGCCUAUAGGCAGCGAGACGAAUAUGUAGGUAGCGAGUUCGAACGUAGCGAAUUUGACAAGUAGCUAAACCGUUGUAAAGCUUAGAAAUGAAGGGACUGUUAAUAUAUUUCGAGAACUGAACUGGUGCCGAAAUGAGUCCCGUAGUUGUUUCUGGGAUAGUUACUGGGGACGCGCCGUUGACUUGACUUGUCCCUGGUAACAGCCCCGGAAGUCUUUGCGAAAGUUAAGUCGACCCAGUCUCAAAAGUGGUUCAAACUCGUUUCAAAAGUGGCGAAUUUCCAGGGGUGGGAGGAGUGGGAGCAAAACCAGCAGAUAUUACAGGCAGUGAAUAGCAAUGAUCCACAAAGAUCAGCAAAGCAAAGCAAAGCAGAGCUGAGAUAUGCAAUCACAUGUCAGCCCCUGCAGACCAAGCAGCUACCCCGCACAAGCCUGCCUGCCCGAGGCUCAACCACUGUGACUUCUCCCCCCUGAGAUGAUAUGCUCAUCCAUGGUGCGAAUAUAGCCACCUUUCAUUGCUUUCAAUCAACGUUAAACAAUAUUUACUUCGGUUAUUUGUCAGAUUUGGAUUGUAUGGCUGCCCUCUGGAUCCUGUCCUAUUCGAUUCUGUGCCGCAAUCCUGCAGCCAACAGCAAAGUUCACCAGUUGUCAGCAACCUGACUGCGCCAUCUUUGGCCAGCAAGUGUGUGAGUUCUGUUUCUGCUUCCACUGUGGCCUCAACUUCUGAACAAGUCUCAUGGAGCAGUGUGAAUUCUUCGCUGGCUUCUCAGGGUCUCCUGGAGGUCCAGCCUCUUCAUUUUGUGUGUUGUUCUACUAGCGAUGGUGCUAGAGUGGAGAGGGGUGAUAUACAACCAGUGAAAGGGAGCCUGGGGCCUGUGGGAGCACCUGUUACUGUUCCUUUUAUGGCUUCAGCAAUGAGCAUGCCUCCAUCUUCAGCGUUGCCAACUGAUUCGGCAUCUUUGGUUGCUCUGGAACAAGAGCUUCAAGUGUUAAAGGUAACAGUGUUAAUUGAUUAAAACGCAAUUACAGUCAAUUCUCUCUAAGACGGACAUAUUUGUGACCGGUACUGAGUGUCCAUCUUACAGAGAUGACCGUCUAAUAGAGAGUCAAAUAAAAAGAGUAAAGAAAGGCAGGAACAAACUCUGAACUCUAGGUGUCCAUUUUAACAAGGUGUGUGUCUUUUAGAGGUGUCCGUUAAGAGACAGUCGUCGACUGCAUGUGGCUUUCUUUACAACAGCUGUAUUCUUCAUAACGUAUGUGUUUAGGUACCUUAGAAAUCAAAAUCUUCAUCUCGUGAACAGUUUCAGUCAAGCGUUAUUCAACAGAAACUAGACUGUAUUCCAGCUGUAGCCUGUUGUGGAGAUGGUGAAGGCAACAGUCACGUUAUUGACGUUAUACGAUGACCUAUCCGUUCGCUUUUCUCCCUCCAGUCCUUUUUUACUCCAAGGGAUAGAUUCUCUUCAACUUAACGGGAUGUGCGAAUUAACAAAGUUCUAGGAGGCGUUCAAAAAGUCUAGAUCGGGUUAGCUUUUGAAACCCAGUCCCUAACCUUUUGUAAUUUAGUGACUAAAGGGAUUGAUCGAAUCCAGGUUUUCUUGACGCCUAGUUCCAAUUAGUCAAUACCUUAUGGCUGUAAUAAUAGGCUCCAGUUUCGAAGGAGAAAUGCACGUUGUUCUAGAUGUGUAGUGUGUAUCGUUUCUUCCAUUAUUUUGACUGCUGACCUGGUAUUGCAGUCAAACCCCGUUAAAAUUGAGGCUGUGCGGGCCAUAGAAAGUGUCAGUAUUGACGGGGUGUCCGUAGUAGCUGGUUCAAUUAAGCGAAAAUGUAAGGGCUUUCUUUCCCUAGGGACAAAGCAAACUGUCUGUAAUAAUGAGAGGUUUGACUGUACUCUGUGUUCCUUUUGUAAUACAGCAGCACCAGCAGCAGCUAGUCAGCCUGCAGCAACACAAAGAGCAACUGGAGAAGCACAAGAAGGAGUUGGAAGACCUGUCCUUGUGGUCUUUGUGGUCCAAAACUGAUCCAUGGAUGCCUCCGCCCCCCAGCGCGCAGGCAUUUCCACCACCCACCCUAGCACAGCUUGCCUCUCCAUCAGCUUCCUCUCCCAUCAACCUUGCUCAGCAGAAGAAGCAAGCAGGUUCCACCCGGAAACAGGAAGGGGUAAACGGUGCUCCUGUGUCACAGCCUGUUCAGCAGCAUGUCAUGCAGGUAUAAAUAGUCCCCCCCCCCCCCCCCCCAGGGGGGGGGUCUUUCUUAAAAGGCCCUCGGGGGGGGGGCCCCCCCGAAAAGGGGCCCCUUUUUUGGCUUUGGGGUUAAAGGGGGGGGGGGUUUUUAGGUGCGAGGAGAAUAAGAGGGGGAGAAAAGUAUUGCUUUUUGGGGUGUUAAAAAGUAUAAAAUAAAAAAGGCCCCCCCCCCCCCCCCCAGAGGGGUGGUACUUCCUAUAAUGGCCUACGCGGGGAGGCUCCGCCCGAAAAGGGUACCCUUUUUAGGCUUCGGGUUUAAGAAGGGGUAGGGAUUUCGCUAGCUGAAGUAUAUGAAAGGGUAGAGAAAUCUGUCAUUUCGGUCGGUUAAAAAGUUCAAAAAGCCUAGCAAUGCAUUUAUAGCUGUGAAAAAGUCAAAAAACGUUCUUGUUUUGUGAUUUACACGACAAGACAUUGCAUUUACAACCAUUGAAAGGGAUGCAAAGUUUGAAACUGGGUGUGUGAAAGAGGUACCAUUUGUCAAUAGAAAGUAUACGAAAGGGGUACCUUUUCAGUCAAAAAUGGUAUAUAAAAGGGUAGGGGGUCGCAGCUCGGGCCGGAGCCCCCCCGUCGGGCCGGAGUUCCCCCUUCCCCCGGAGUACACCCUUCGACGGUUUUUCACCUUUUGACAAGGACCCUUUUUUGUAGACACCGCCGGUAAGAGCGCCUUAAAAUCUCUGAAGUUGCCGACUUGGAGAUUGAUCUGUUGAAAACUAACGAAGAUACAACUUUGCAAAGUCGCGAAAUUUUACAGAGUGGCGGCUGAAUGGUUGGGGGCAAGUUUUUCCCACCUCAGGUGUGUGAAAGUGAAAGUAAACAGCGUUUCAUGUUUUGUCGGGGUUAGAUCGUUUUCACUCACGUGAUCUGCAAUUAUGUAAAAGAAUGUUUUUACAUGAGAACAGAGUUUAAUCCCCAUAGGACUCUUACGGUACACCAACAUGGCCGCCGUUUCAUUGUUUUGUACACCAAUAUGGCCACCGUGACGUCAUGUGAAAACGAUCUAUAGGGUGGUAGCCGAAUUUUCUUUUCUUUUAGGCGAGCGCCGUAGAUAGCAUCAACUUGUACAAUGGGCCAUUUUAACGAUUACGACAUAAGACUACAACUACCAGAAUUCAUUUCGUUUUUGCUCUCUUAUUCAAAUUUGCCAAUCCCUAAUUUGCACAAGAAAACAACAAACUGAAGGAUUCUGGUAGUUGUGUUAAAAUGACGUCAUCAUGCAAUUGCCCUCUUGAGCCGUCAUUUUGCCCAGUUAAAGUAGGUGCUAUACAGCGCACACUCUUCCUGUGGAAUUUAAAAUCACUGUUAAUGAAAAUUUUUCACAGUAGUUAGGUAAGAAAAGAGGUUUGCUGCGCUGAUCAGGUUAUGUUUUUUCUCUACAGCUUCCUCAUCCCCAGGUGCUUGUAAUUGACCGUCUUCACGCAGGCGCCCGUCAUCACGUUGUUAUAGACUUUGGCUGUGUUGUCCAGUUGACGGAUAUACUUAUUCCUCAGUGCACGGACAUUAUGUCGCUGUCUAUUGAUGUUUGGUCGCAGUGGGAUGAUCCGGAUGUGCAGAGGAUAGCUGCGGUGUCAGAUAUCAACCUCUGCGCGUGUGUUCUGAAAGACCUUCUACCACCGCCGCUCUGCAGAUACGUCAAGGUAAGCCGUCUACUUGUUUGUUCUGUAAAAGGUAUCAAAGUGGGAACAUUUGAGGCGAGUGCAUUCCUGCAAAAUGACAUUUCCUGUGCGUAAUAAAAACAUCUCAAACGUAAGCCAACCAUCCACACAAUCUAGUGUCAAGGUAUCAGUGAAUUGAAUUGACCAUCAGCGAAGCUUUUUUUUUAUUUAUCGGCAAAUCUAUUCUGACAUCACUGAAAUAUAUCAUCAACGAAGCUUUUUUUUUCAUUUAUCGGCAAAUCUAUGCUGACAUCACUGAAAUAUAUUUUUGUUACCUUAGUAACAUGAGCUUAUCAUUCAGUGAUAAAUUCCCUACGCAAGGGCCGUAGGUUCUCGCUUUGCGAGGAAUAAGCUCAUGUAAACAACGAUUCGCCUAUUCGUUUCUUACCUCCACAUUUCAUUUGUUUUCACAAGGUGACAGUUGUUGGAAGACCGAAAAACAAUGCGAAGGCUCGAGUAAAGAUUGGCGAAUUCUAUGGUUAUCCAUUAUGUGGUCAGACGUCCUUGAAUGGAGAAACUACGCUGCUGAAUGCCAGUAGUCAGGACCAACAGUGCCUACCAAUACUACAGAAUCUUUUGGAGGACAUUCACUGUCACUACAACUUGACCAGUACCCAACUGAGAAUGCUGUUACAGUCCGCAGAACCACGGAGCCCCAGGUUCGAUAUCACUGGAAGGGGUGCAUCGCUCACGGAAGAGGAAAGGAAGGUCCACAAAGCGUACAAUGAGUGUAUGGAGCUCCAACACCAACUCAACCUUGUCGAGCAGUCAAUCUGUAGACUGACGUCUACUACAGAAAGCGGCCGUGCCGCUUCGUCCCUUCAUGAUGCCAAGUAUGACCACAUACAGGUCAUUUGCAACUGUUUGUUAGACACUGUGGUCACCCUUAUGGGUGUUGGUCCUUCUUUAGAUGGUUUUUUGGCAAAGUCCAAACUAACUAUCGAAUGGCAGCCUUGGUUGAGUCAAGUGACACCAGUGAUGUGUGAAGGUCUGUUCAGGAAUCUCUGCGUUCAUGGGUCUCCUCAGAAGCGUGAGAGAGUUGGAGCCCUUCUUCUGAAUGCUUGUGGUAGUAGACCAUGGUGGGGUGAAUUUUUGUCGAGCGUCUUGAAAGAGUUCUUUUCUUCAAGCCAGAAGUGUACAUUUCCUCAAGAAAGGUACGGUAGUGAAACUUUUGUAUUUACAGUGUGUUAAUAAAGAAAAGAAUGCUGUAAUGAGUGUAAUAUUGUAUGCGAUCAUUCCACGAAUACAACGUCUUGAAACACGUUCCAACAGAAAACCUGCUGAAUACUGAAUGCUGAAUAUUCUGCCUUUCUGGCGUGCUGUGGUAUGUGGCGAGUACACUCAAGUCAUAAAAGUUACUUCUUGUUUAUGAAUUCGCCUUAACUUCGGCAAUUUAGGUUAGGGCCUAGUAUUAGCUAUUAAAGUGCAUAUGACACGAAUUUUGUUUUGCUGUAUUUUAUUCUUAAAUAUGUGUAAAAUAUGAAUCCGAAAUUUAAACUCGUCAAAAAUCUUGCAAAACUUAUUUUUUGUCUUCGAAACACGCAAAUUUUCCUCCAGAAAAUGUCCGCCUUAUCGCAAAACCAAAUUCAGAAGGAUGACGUAGAAUGAUUGACAAGAAUGUCGAAUAAUCAACAAGAUGGCACCAAAUACGAAGGAUCGUCGUUGUCGACAACUCCCCAAUCACCUUCAGUAUCUUCAGUUGCUUGGCAAUACCUUUUUCACAGUCAAAUACAUUGCUUAAUUCCACAAAACUCAAAGCAAUGACUAGAAUCGGAAGCGAGGCUGAGCAAAUCAGCUGACGUCACAUGACGUCAUCAGCCUUUCUUUGGUCCUUUAAUUCGUUCCCAGUCUCUCAAGGGAAAAAGCAGCUUUUGGACGGCCAAAAUUCAAGAAUUUGUUUGCGAGACACAUUUGUAAAGUUUAGAAUUGUUACUUAAACUAUCUGAGGACCGAAAUCAGUGUCAAACUAUUCCAUUUGCACUUUCUACUUCCAGGUUGUUUGCUGUAAUAGUGAAUUUGAGCCAGCAGUCUCCCUCCGUGGAGCCAGUGCUUACAAGUUUCUUGAGUCUCUUAGAUGAUCUUCUUCUCCUUAAGAAUCUCAAAGUAGAUAUAGACUCAAUAGAUCUGACAUUGGUUGGGUGGCUGUUGCUCCUCUUGGCACAUGUACUGGACGCCUGCAUAGUCCAGUGCAAACCUUCAGCCACUGCAGCAGGUAAGGAAAAUAAUUUUCUCUUUGUUGGGCUGCCUGUGGCAAACCCCAAUAUUGUUCUGAGUAGCGUGUACGUCGAAAAAAGACAAAAUGGCGGAUGCAUGACCGAAAGGGAGUGGGUUCCAAAAACUGCAAUUUUCUUUUCUACUUUCAGAUGAUGCAGACACUUCUAAAGUAUCAAAUGGCAAAAACGGAGGGACGUCGACUUCUAGCAAGAGCAAAUCAUCGAAGUCUUCUAAGAGUAGCAAAUCCAGUAAACGAAGCCGAUGGGACUUCAUGCUUCCGAUGCUGUCAAGCCAACCAGCGAGCUCUGCAAGUGAUAUUAGCUCUUACCGCUAUCAGCGUACUCAUAAGUUGAUGAGCAAGUACGCACUACCAAAGAAGACAUUGACUGAAUCGCAGUUACAGCAGAGCAUUAUCAAGGGCAAUGGCAAACAAGCUUACAAGGUAAUGGCCAAGGUUUUAGAGUACUAUACGCUACUCCGCUUCACAGGCUAUCAGGCUCAUUGCUGAGAAUAGAAAGUUAAAGAUGUGACAGCAUCAGCGUGCGUCAACGGAUCCUGAGAGAUAUUGAGAUUUUUUAGAAGAAGACUCCUCUGUAUUUUACGCGGAUUGCCGACGGAAAUUACAGGCUCCCAAGAAUGUCUUGACUAUUUUUUUUAAUCAGUGUUGACAGACUUGAUAAACUCGCACGUGUAUAAAGUUCCUGUCACGAACUUUAUUCAUUUUUUAACAUGUGAGAGACUCAUCCAAUUUGUAUAAAAUGUUAUGUUCCAACUAGUUACUUUCAAUCAAUCUCGGCCACGAUUUUAACACUAGUAGUGCACUGGAAAUAUUUGUGUCAGUAUAACUUUUCCCAUUAUCGCCGUUGAUAGAGGAACGGUUCCUCUAUCAUUCUUCUGCAUGUAGAAAAAAUUUUGGUAAAAUUGCCUGAAGAAUGUUCGACCAGUGACUUACAGCCAGGCCGGUGUUGGCGAAAUGUAGAUCUUAGCCGAGAUUCACUCCCAUGAGCGUAACCUUCCUGUUAACUUUAAUUUUUAUACUUCAGCAAACGAAAAACUUGUCUAAAUUGGUUAAAAGAUCCUCCCAACCAGUUUCUGCCAGCCACUGAACGCCAAAUUUGAAUCUCACUGUAAAUCUCAUUUUCUUUGCUCUAUUUUUCUUCAGCAUAUGAAAGACUUGUCCAAAUUGCGUCGCCAUGUUGACGAGGGAAAGCCACAGGUUGAAAAAUCAACCCACCAGCCACCAGUGUUCUCUGCAAGUUCUCCGCUUCCAGCGGAUACCACAUUACCUGUCAUGCGCAAGAUGAUCAGCUUUAUUCUUAGUAUGGACUCCACUUGCAGCGUGGAGCUGUUUUUGAUUUCUUGCAAGGUACAUUACAGUCAGAGAACAAAAACUGUUAUGUUUGUCCUAGUUGAUAAGGUAAACUGGGCGCUGUAGAAGCAAUAUACUUGAACGUGGUAGCGUGAAAAGCAAACAAGUUGGAAGCAAAUCUGAGUUUCUGAUAAGAUUCGAAUCCAUUACGUCCCAAAAUACUGGUGGAGAGAAUUAAGUUUCCUACUUUUUUUAUUAUUCAGCCCUUUCGAAUUUACUCCUCGACCUAGUUAUGUCGUUAUUACUUGUCACUCCAACUUCCAAAACCGUGGACGAAAUUGUAUGGUGUUACCAUUCAAAUGAAACCUCUUUAGCAGUACUUUGACUUGGAACUAUUAAUUUAGUUUGUAUUUCAAACUUUUGAGUCUGUCUAUGAAAUCCUAUUUCGUGACCAUUCAAUUAAAACUCCCUUGUUGAACUUUAGCAUAGUACAAUUUACUUCUUAAGAUUUUACAAAGAGAAAUGUGAAUUUUUUGAGAAUUUUUUUGGGGUACUGCUUCCCCAUAGCGCUUGAAACUUUGAUUUUCGCAGUUGCCAAUGAUAUUAUUGAUUUAUUCCCUCCUUCCCUCCUUGUGAUUUUCACAGGUCGUAGCCCACUUAGCUUGUGUAAGUGAACCAAGUGUUUGCCUUACUGAUGUCAUCACUGAUGAUCAGUUGGAGCAGCUGUUAGAACUGUGUGUGAUGUCAAGUGAAUCCCAGUCUGGUGCUCACUCAGGGGGACCCUGGACUUCUCAUUCUCUAACUUCCCUGCUACAAGAUCUUCUUCAAGGUGUGAAAUAAUGGUGCUCUCGCUAAGAGCUAAGGUCUCUGAGAGCCUGCACAAUUGUGUUUUGUUCUGCUUACGUAUGCACCACACACCCCUACCACGCUCCCCUCCCCAGAGGCUCGUGCUGGGUAUCCCAAUGAAAAUAGCAGUAAGUAAAAAGGAUCAAUUUAAGGUUCUGGGAAACUGCCCAACUACCCCUCCCCUAAGCUAACAUUAUCACUUACUUCUCAAUUAGGGCAAAAUGUUGGCUUAGGAGAGGGGUAGGUAGGCAGUUUCCCGAAAACCUGAAUUGAUCCAUUAAAAAAAGUAACCGCGCAGGGGACGAUGGGAAGAGGGAAAAGGCGGAAGUCUCGGGCCUCCCUUUCCCCCUUUCCCCUUCCCAUCAUUACCCGCGCGCUUUCUUUCGCUCUCCCCAGCCUCCCUACGACCCAAAGAGGCCUCUGCUGAUGAGAGAGCCCCUGCAACUGAAUAAAAGCAACAUACAUUUGCAUGCUUUUGUUUGAAUUUCGAAAUUGAAAACUGACCAGUAUUGUAAUGUUGUUUUAGAAGAUCUCUGUAUUGUCAGUGGUUAUGUGUGCAUCCAAGAAAUUGUGGUUUGACAAAAUCGUCCUUCCCUCUAUGUUAGCGAAUGUUAAAUGACACAUUAACUAUGAAUCCCAAGCGUACACAAUCGAUGUUUAACUUGAUAUUGGACAUCAAUCUUAUGGUCAGUUAACAGCUGUCAAAAUAGGGUAUCUGCUGAGCAGUGUCACGUGACUCCAUCGCGGACUCUGGUCUACAAAUUAUUGAAGUGGCAUCUUUUGUAAAAUUUAUCUUCUGAACAGUCAUUGCUUUUUCAUGCUUUUCAAUAGAUUCUCGGCUUUCCAUUUUUCAAGAAGAAUUCAGCUUGCUUCUUGUUGAUCGCGAAAGCUGAAUUUCUUUUACAAAGACGUUUUUAAAUGAUUCCACGAAAACGUCGCUUUUGGCCUUGGCUAAAUCUAUAUAUUAAUAUUACCACUUCUUCCACUGAUGACAAGGUCUGUUUUGUGCAUGUGUUGAUCUUCCUUUUCUCUCCCCUGGGGUUUCUUAGGAAGGCAAGGUAACAAAGUAACAGUCAAACCUAAACCAGUAACUACGCAAAGUCCUGUGGCUCAAGAAAAUGACAGCUACAGCUCUACAGUGACUCACGGCAUUUUGGUAGACAUUGAAAGCAGUGAUUUCUACGAGGACUAUGAGCUGCCUUCUGAAGGAGAACUUCAGACCCCUGGUUGGGUAGGGGAGUUUGUAGACAUUGGAAAUGGGAACGACGUGCCACAACCAACGCCAGUGCACGAGAAACCGGCCGUGCUGUCUUCUUGGGAAGCAAAAGUCACUCCACCUCCCAUUAAGCUGUCUUCUGCCAUCGACAUGCGACUUGAGCUUGGUCUUGAGAUGGAAGCAGAGCAAGAUCUUAAAAUGCUGGAGCUUUUGCAAGCCGAGGCAAUUGCCAAGGCUUUGAGCACAACGGUGCCUCCUUCACGGGGAACGCCCAGUCUCACGAGAGAGCGUCCAACUCAAAAUGGAAAAACCGGUUUAGCAGAGUUAGCUUUGCAGUCCUCUUUCAGUAAGAUCUUCUCAAAACCCCAAGUUGAUAUGUCCUCUCUUUUGAGCGUGUGGCUGAAGAUUAAACUCUGCUGCAGCAGUUUGAAACUUGACACUGCAUCGAUUAGACUUUUGCUUUCUCAUUUGGUGAAGCAGCCGGAAUCAUCUCUUCAAACCCGCCACCUCUGUUUGCAAGUUCUUACAGUGGUGUCUGAUCAGCAGUGGAAAGCGUGUGCUGAUCAAGAACUGUUGACGUUUCUCAAGAAUGAAGAUCUUUUGGAUUUUUUAGUAAACCUUUUAUCCCAAAUACCGUCAUUUGGGGCGCACUCUAUUUUGCCCAGUCCAAAACCUGUGAAAGCAUUUCUAUCGUCUUUGCAGUCGGCCGUCGAAAGCCACAGUGAUGUCAAAGUUGUCCUGAUUUUCCAGGACCUCUUACUUAAGGUCAUUCUUGAACUUUGCAAAAGAAGGUAAUGUUCUCUAAAUACAUCGCAAGUAACUGUAUUUGUGUGAGUGUUGAGAAAAAAAAAUUGUCGAUUUAUUGAUUUUAAUUUCAAUUCUUUACUGAUUUUAUCGUUCUCCGUUUAUUGAUUUUAUCCCAAAAAUGUGGUUUCCUUGGUUCGCAUGUGAUAGGGCUCUGUGCAUCACGAUUGGUGGCAUUCGAUACCUUUAAUGGAACCUCUUAAAAUUAGCAGUUCGUCGUAUCGACGCAAUGCACGCCAUCGAUAUAACUUAUUCUGUGUCUGUGCAGUGAAUUUGAAGAUUUCAUAGCUUGAAAAUAGGUUUUUGUGCUUUAUCAUAUGUCGAACAUCAUAAUUAGUUUUUCUUGAGGCCCUGUUUUCCUAAGACGAGAUAAAUUCUCCUGGUUUAUAAACUGUGUUGUAUUUUUCGUCAACUUCUUGCAGACUUUCCGACAGAGGGUCAGUGGUACAACUACAACCAGUCAUUGACCUCUUACUGGCAAACCCGAAUGUUGCAUCCCGACAAGCAAAACCUGAUGUCAUCUUGAGCCUGGUGAAUGUUACAGCCCAACUAACACGGGAUCACCUAAAUCACAAGAAGAGUGUUAGUCUUCUGCCGUCUGCCGAGAUUCUUAUACCAACCGCAACUGGAACUGGUGUGGACAAGCUAGAUGACAGUGCUUGGCUUCUUCAGUUGUUCUUUUUAUUAGUUGAAAUAUUGCAGGACUCUGUGUCCAAACUGCGCGAAAACAAACGAAAUCAUGAGGCGCUUGUUGGUAGUACCGCAAUAGAUAGUACUGAAGGAUCGACUGAAGUUCAAGAUAUCACGAACACUUGUAACAGUAGUAGCAACCUAAUUGACAAGUUGGUUUCUACGAAAGAGAUUCUUCUGUGCUUGAUGGAAUGCCUUAAUCAAUGCUCUUCUGACAAGCUUUUGGGAUCACCUAACUUAUCCGUGCUUUUAUCGCAAGAUAAAUGGCCUGCGGAUGUGAAAAUCUCCGUGAAGCCUACUUCGAUUGAAGAUGGAGUCCUUCAACUGUUAACCGUAGUUCAAAAUAAUGUUACUGACAAUGAAGUGUUAGUUGAUGGAAUUAUUACAUUCCUUCGAAUGUCCAGCGCAGACGCCUUACAGUCAGCACGUGUCAAACAUCUCUCAGAUCCUUUCUUGUGGCUCUUGUUCAAAGUUUUGAACUCUUCUCAGGCAGUAACUCAGUUCAGCCAGAAAGGUAAGUCUCAGUGAAUGCAGACUACGAGUAGUCCCCAUUUUUCCUUAGGGAUAGUAGAGCGAGCGAGACGCGAGCGUGCGUGAAAAUCACCCCACGCGAGAAAAGGCGACACGUCUCGUCUCGCCUUUUUCGCGUGGGGUGAUUUUUUCACGCGCGCCCGCGUUUCGCUCGCUGUACUAUCCCUGAGGACAAAUUGGGGACUACUCGUAGUCUACAGUGAAUGGGGAUAUAAUAGAAUUGGCAGCUUACUAUGUUUGCCACCUUUGUUGCAUCACCAACAUUAACAAGAAUUUCGUAUUGUCCUAUGGCUACCCUUCAAAACGGUCGCCCUGGAACCUUUUUACGGUGACUAGCCACCUUCCCAACUAAGCUAAUAAUACGGCCUUCUUGUGUUUCACUUCCUUAUCAAUGAAAACCCACAAAUGUGUUAUUACUACGGCUCGGAGCGCAGGAAAUUGCAUUUUAGAGGGUCCAGUUUUGAAAAAUUUCCCAAGGGAACGUGCCCCCAGAAUCCCCUAGACGUUCGUGGCUGCGGCACGAACGGUGCAAGUCCGCCAGCUGAACCUCUGCAUCCGGUACUUCCAAAUGCUACCGUAAACCCUGUUUGGUGAUCUCAAACUGGUUGUCCCCCAUGCGACAUGUAUGACAAAUAGCCCACGUUCGAUAUAUUAAAAUUCUAACAUGCCUCCGAGGCUUUCUGGUCAUUUUUUUUUUAUUUUGUUUAGUUUUCUUUGUACUCAGGUCUCUUCUGGCAACUGCGAGACAAUGGAGUCGUUAACAAUUUGCAAUUUUGACCCUACAGCCUCGGAGUCAUGUUAGAAUUUUAAUAUAUCGAACGUGGGGUAUUCCCAAGCUUGAUGACUUUCUUUGUUCUGUCUGACUGCCUUUGAUUCCUAGGUGGUCUUGACACGGUGUGCCAGUCAAUUGUCUCUGGGCAAAUAUCAUCACUGGACAACACCUCUAGUGGCUUGUUAUCUGUCAUGCAAGAGUUAUCAAGACAAUCAAGCAGAAGAGAAGCUGCCAAGAGCACAAUAGCUGCAGAGACUGACUGGACCAAGAAAAUUGUGAAUUUUGCUCCUUAUGGUCAGUGUAUUAUGUGUUUUAAUAGCGAGCUUGAGCAACGAGAACGCUGACGUCCCGGACGUCAUGAUAGCAACCGGAAGUUCAAUAUCUUGCUUGAUGGAACGUUUCUGUUUCACUCAACGAAUCUGAAUGCCUUUGUUUUAACUCUCACUGUACGAAUUUGUCGAGUCAGCACUAAAAGAGAGAAAAUAUCAACUUCCAGUUGCCAUUUUUGACGUCCGGGAGGUCAACAUUCUCGUACUUAAGGUCCCUAAUGCUGGGAUUACUCUGAGAAUUUCACAAUUGGGUAUACUGUUGCACUGCUUUUAAAUUAUUAGUCUACGAAUACCAAAACAAAUCCGUUAAAUGGCAGAAACGAAACGAUGAACCUUCAGUGUUGUUAUUUGGCACCUUGGUCUUUUUAACUUGAAGUUUUAAAGUUGAGUUUAUGCUCAGUUGUCGAUUGGGUAGCAGAAGAACACUGUCCCUGUUCGUUCGAGACCGGAGCCCGCUGGUUUUACGCUCUCGACCUUAAGUACAAAAAAGAACCAACUAAAAGCAAAACAACAACAAAAACAAACAAGCAAACAAACAAACAAAAAUCCUACUCCUGCUGUUGUAUCUGCUUAUCACCGAAUGUUAUUCUUUCCUCAGGAAGUAUUAAGUGCCCUUCAUCUCCAAGGCAUCCUCCUGAUGCUCUGUUAAAGGUCACAGCUCAGCAUCGUCGAGCGCGGUCUGCAGCGUGGUCUUAUCGCUUUCCAUUAAAUGAAGAAUGGUGUGACCUUGUGAUUAGUCUUCCUACAGCCAUUUUGUUACAUGAAGUUCAUAUACAACCACAUACAACGGGGCUUUCGAGUAAGUGCUGGCCAUGUUUUUGUUUACUAGGGCUAUGUAACAAAUUUGCGUAAUCACAAACUAGUUGAGCGCUGAAACCAAGUGAAUUUCCUUUUCCUGUCGACAAACGUGGUAAACGUAAACUGCAAUGCUAGAAAUGGGCCGAUUUUUGCGAGUACUUCUUACUACAAUCAAUUGUAGAUUCCCCUCCCUCUUAAACUUUCUAACCACUGAAAUUUGCGUCAGUCAUCUAGGUAGAUUUCAGGGCCUAGUUCUGGAAAGGGCUAUUAAUGCUAAUCCAGGAUUAAAUUUCGGUAGUGUAGAUUGAUCAAAGCAUCACUUUGUGUUAUCAUAAAUGGCACUCGGAUAAAAGGUUGGCAAUAUAUCAUAAGCUCCAGUUACAUGUGCCGAGACAAAAAACGUUUAAAAUUUGGUUGAUUUUGACUCAGCUAUCUCAACUAUCUGUUUUGUAAGUAUUUAGUAAUAAUUGAAUUCGGCUUUCGUGUCAUCUGAAGAAUUAUGGAGAUCGCGGAAGAUGUCGACCUUGGCGGAUAACACCCUUUAAAUAAUAAUAAAUAAAUAAAUAAUAAUUAAGGGAUCCGAUCCCGAGAUCCCUAAAUUCUUCAGAUGAUACAAAAGCCGAAUUCAAUAAUUGUUUUAUUAUUCAUUCAAAGUAAUUCCUAGUUUAAAAACAAGCUAAAACAUGCUUACCUCCAUGGAUUUUAAGUUCAUCUUCGAUAGUGCAUGUUUACUGUCGUCCGUCGAGUUGUCUUGUUGCUGUUCUUGCUAUGCUUUUAGCCAAUAGUUCGCCUAUUUCUUACUCUUGAAACGAGUGAAAUAUUCCGCCAUUUUGAAGUCACAACCAAAACAACUCUACCUCGUCCCCAGGUCUACUCGUUUAACGCUUCAAUAAUCUGGCAAUUUGCUGCACUUUUGACGUCAUCAGUUCACUUAUCGUGGGAUUUUAGCCAGUCAGAAACAGAGAAAUAUUUUGAAUGAAUAAUAAGAGGUAUUUUUAGGGGGGGGACGACAUUGACGUCAAUGACGUCAUCACAUUGACGUCGGUGACGUGUCGGUGACUCUUAAAUAAUGUACAUUAAAAAAUUUACUGUAUCACUAUACUUCCCCGAAGCUCGGUAGUCCGACGAUACAAUUCGACACAAAAGCGGCCCAGUAUCACUCCCGGUAUCAAAUUAUACAGAUAGCGGCACCUGAUUGGUUCUUAUUUAUUGGUAUUGUUCAUCAGCCAAUCACAGUGCGCUAUUCUCUGAGAUAUUUGCAUUUUAUUUCCUUGUUUUUGUAUUAAAACUGGAUUGCUCUCAGCCAAUCAGAUUCGAUAAAUUGUGUCAUGUAUAUUACUAGAACUAUUAUGGAGCGGCCUUAGAAUUAAUUUCUAUGCUAAGUAUUCAUAUAUAACGUUUUCAGCAUGUCCUUCACACGUGUCGCUAGACGUCAGUAACGACGCUCAAGUUCUUGUACCUGUCUGUGAACCGAUUCUCACCUCUGGCAUGACAGUUAUCAAACUGAAACUUCAGGAUCCUCAAAUUGCCCAGGUAAAACUUUCUUUUCUUUUUUUUUUUUGCGUAUUUUUUUGCGUUUUUGGAUGCAUCACGUGGAACGGCAAUAUGCAACACAGGACGACCAGUCCAAAUUUUGAUGGGGAGGGCAGGCAUUCAUAUAAGAAAGGAUUUGACAAAAUUUACACUCCCAAAGCGGAAUUGUUAGGAAGAUCAUUUCGAGAUUGACGCUGUAAUCCUGUGUUAGUGCUGUCAUAUGUUUGUCACAGAAAAUGCGAUGUGGUUCAUGCAUUCAGUUUCUUCCAAAGAGUGAAUAGAAUAGAUUAAAUGUAUGCCAUAUCUUCAUAUCAAACCAUCAUGACUAACUUUAUUGAUUUAGUAUUAUGCAGUCAAUAAUGUUGUUUUUAUUAUUUUUUCCUAGCACAUCCAUAUUCACUGUCACUGUCCACGGGACUCGCGGGGUAUGGGACUGUCUCAGAUCAAAGUCUUAGGAGCAUCACUACACGGCUAUCAGAGUCAAGUCAAUCAGGAGCUUCAAAACUUGAAGGGCCAAGCAGCUAGGCAUGUAUUAUUAAUAAUAAUGAUGAUAAUAAUAUUAUUAUUAUAUAUUAGCAACAGCCCUGAUAUAGAGUAUUUUCACUCACGUGGCCAGCAUCUAUGCAAAUUUACUGGAACAAAAGAAAGCGUUUGCAUAAGAAAAGAGUUCAACUCCCACAGGAUUGGUUUGGGACACCAACAUGGCCGCCGUGACGUCAUGUGAAAACACUCAAUAUAUAACGUUACUUGUCUCAACGGGUCUAAGAAAACAUAUAUCGCGUUCCUUAUUGUAGGCUUGGCUGGGUACAGUUACUUGGUCAGUGCCUUUCAAAAGGGCCUGAUCUGGACUUAAAAGAACCUUCGACUCUGUUGACAGACGUGUUUAGUACCUGUACGUCCUUACUGUUAACACCACAGAGGUAAGACUACUGCUCUUUCUUGUCAAAGAAAUCUUUACCCCUUUAAGCCCUAAGAGUGAUCAGCAUCAAAUUUCUCCUUGUGAUAUCAAUGCUUUGUAAAACAGAGUGGUCAUGAGAGUUACGGACAUGAUCACGUAAGAUGACUUUGCUUGAUUUUUUAUCAACCUCUCCCCACUACUUCUGUAGGAAUGAAUAGGGGUAACACAUGAGAAUUAAAAUUUUAAUCUUAGGGUUUAAAGGGUUAAUGGAACCUAAGAGUAGGUAGCUGCACAGUACAAUUUAAAAAACCUUUCCACAACGGCUACCUUGGGAACAGAAGAAAGUGGCCGUUCGAUCGUGGCUGUUCCUUAGACUCACUAAAGUAAGUAUUUACAGUUUUGCCAUGUUUAAAUGAUAAUCUACUUUUCCACAUUUUAGUGAGGCAUAUUCCUCAUGUCUGGAAUUGGUGCUCAUGAAGUUGUCGAUACAGUUUCCUGAACUUGGAACCGUGCUGAUGAAACAGCUUCUGAAAUGUUCAGGUGAAAAGCAGAAAACAAGAUCACCUGUUGUGAAUGUAGCUACAGUGGAACUUAUAUAUCAACUUGGAAAGAAGCAGGAUUCUUCAUACGAAGACAGGUCUGGCAUAACGAUUUAUACUCUUGCACGAUGUUAUAUGAAGCAGCGUAUGCUGUAAACAAAAUUCAAGUAGCUUUGAAGAGAGCUUUCGGUUCUUUAUUUCUAGACUGUCUGACUUGCUUAGUGUUACCACUCUUUGGCCUGUCGCAAGGAGAGCCAAAAUUGCGUGUAGUUUGUUUGCUUGCGUUGUCCGCACGGGUAUUUACGUAAGUUUCGAUUCUUUCACUGGAAUUUCUGGGUUUCUUCUUGUGCUGUUUGGUAUUAUGACACUCGGUGGAUGUAAAUAUUAUUGCCCAUUGAAGUUAUUUGAUCACAGGAGAUGUAAUAUUUUCUCUUGCUGGAAAUGAAAGGUGCUCGAACACGAAAAUGACGAAUACUUCCUUGAGAAUCUAGCGAGACGUUUGUAUCACGUGAAAGACCAAAGCCGAUUUAUUUAAGAACUACUAUUCAGUACAUAGCAAAAUGAGAGAGCAAACCAGACACCCACAUUUGGUCCUGAGGAAGUGUUGGAGUUUGUAAUACCAAAGGCUAUAGAAGAUAUCAUUUUGUUUAUUAUAGUAACCCUUUCUUUUGCUGUAUAAUUCUUUCAUUUCUUUCAUCCUGUUGUAGGUUGUCAGUGAUGUCGUCAUGGUUAAGCUCCUUAUGCGAGUGCCCAGCCACUACCAUGGUAGCACCUGGUCAGGUGCAGGCAGUAGCUGCCGUAAUCUGGAAGGCCAAGGACACCGAGUCUGAAUCCAUUGUUACCAGAACAUUUUCUGAGACGCUUUUCAGGUGCGUUGCUGUGUUAACCAAACUGUUAGUAAAUUGUAUCAAAUAUUUCAAAGUUAUCCUGAAGCUCUAGUCCGCUACAUGGCCGUUUUUAGUGUCUUCAAGCAACGCUCCUCCCCAGUUAUGCGACGAAACUAAAAACUGCUCCAUUGUGCGUGCCAAAAUAGUCUGAAUUUGAUAUGUACCCUCUCCAGUGUACUGUAGCGCUGGGAACAUCGACGUAUUGUCAACUGAAGCUUUUGUCUUUUACAUUUGUGAAGGAAAGCCCUGUUACAGUACAGGUUGACAAUGAAGUGUCCGCAUCAACGAGGUUGACUUUCCACGAGAAUCUGUUGAUUGGGCAAGAAAGAGAGUGUCGGUUGUCCGUAUUAACGGGUGUCCGUAUUAAGCGGAUUCAAUUUAGGGAAAAUGUAAGGGCUUUCCCGAGGGACAAAGAAAAGCGUCCGUAAUAACGAGGUGUCCGUAAAGCUGGGUUUGACUGUAUUGGAGAAAACGUCAGAGAGUGGUGGGUGAGUAGGCUGAACUGCUGUUCGGAAAAUAAGCCUGCGUUACCCCCCACCCCACCCCGUGAAAAAGACUCUCUUCUCGGGAAAGAACAAGACAGGACCCGAGAAGACGGCUGAUGGCUUUACAGUUCUUGUGUCACCCCAAUGUUUUUGUUUCCAGGUUAUGCUGCUUUUACGCGAAAAAUUCAUGCUUCUGAAGCCUUUUCUUAAAUUUUAUUUCCCUUUCUUUUCAGGAGGCUGUUUGAGUUGUCUCAAAAUGUUAGCGAUCAAGAUUCUUUAAAGCAAAGCAUUGACCACCUCAUCGGUGCAUUAACAUACAUCUGUCCAGAGUAUUAUGAGGUACUUUUGGAGUUAACUGGGAUCAAGAACCUGCUACAAGAACAUCACAAGAAAGAAGGAAACAAGGAUCGCAUGUGGUCAACCCUUUUGUCGCCUCCAUCGCGGCUUGUAACACUUGCAACCGCUACUCAGUCCUCCAUCACAAGCCGGAUGCUGUUAAAUUCUGGCCUUCUUGAACUGUGCGUUGAAGCCAUUGUAGACUUCUGUCAUUCGAUUGGAGAUUCGACCCAAGAUUCGUCUGUAGUGAGCUCACCAGAAAGGAAAAAUGGUGUCCCUGUUAAUCUGCUGCCACAUCUUUUGCGUUUUCUCACAUCUUGUUGCCAAGAACCAGCGAUCAAGGAUUGGAUGGGAGAAGGUGGUUACCAAUUUUGGUUUCCUCUUUUAUCGAAACUCUGCGGGGGUCAUAGUGACUACAGUAAUUUGCAAGGGAGAUUACCAGGCAUAGCGUCUUCCAUCUCAAGGUACAGUAGCUUCGCGGUUGAAGUCGCAACCCUUGAACUGCUGUGUAGUUGUGUGCGUUUUCAUCCUCGAAAUCAAGAGAAAAUGGCCUGCCUUUUGGUUGAAAUUAUCGAGGGACAGGGUUCUUUGUCGUCAUCAAACUUGUCGAAGAAAUCAGUGAAUACUACUCGAGUCAGUGGCUUCAUCCGACAGUUGAUCUUGAAGAUGUUGUUGGAGGACGAAACAAUUCCCAUCUGUUUGCAUGUUGAAAAUGAUUCAAACUUACAGUCGUUUAGAGGGACGGAUUUUUAUCAUAGACCUGGUUGGCACCCUCGCCUUGGAGCAGGACACUCAUUCGUGUUGCUUUCUGCUAAAAUGUCAUCAAAUCUUCAAGAACUAAGCAGGCAAAUUCUUUUACCUCAAUCAGAAAAACAUGUUGAGACAAUUCCCGAGGAAAAGACCUUUAAGUCGUCAGCAGAAGGAAGUACAGACCCAUGUGACUUUGGUCUGUACGAAGGAUUUGAAUUUCUGGAGUCUGUUAGUCUUGCUGCGGGGCUGAACGUAAAGAACAAAAGGGCGGAUAAAAGUGACAAUUUAUCGACAAAGGACAAUCCUACUACUUUACAGAGUAUCAAUCAAAAGAGUAACUUAUCUUACUCACUUUUUCAUGAGAUCUUUGGUGAUAAGUCUUUGCCACAGUCUUGGACAUUGGCCCAAUUAAUGCAGUCCUUGAUAAACAGUGGACUCCCUUGUGGAAGUUCGUUUCUUGAGCUGACCUGUAGGAAGCAAGAAGAAACGAAGUUGGUAGAUUCCUUGCCAACUGUCACGUCGUUGUCGACUCCCCUGGACAUCUUUGCUAAACAGGAUGGGCUUGCGCAGUUGUCAAUUCACUUGCCACGCCACAUCAUUGUCUCCCCCUCAGUUAUACCAGCUACAGACCUCGAAGAGAGGGAUGCUGAUAACAAUGGCGUAGGUAGACUACCCUCGUACCCCACCCAGCUUCCGCUGCCUCUGGUUUCUCUCCCCGCAUCAGUUGCCAGUACUGUUCCAGCUCAUUCUCUUGUUGCAUUUGGCUUGUUCAUUCGCCUUCCAGGGUACAACAAAGUGCUUCUACAGGAUCGUCGCAGAGCUCGCUAUCUUCUGAGGCUGCUUAUGGGCACCAAGCAGGAUAGUGAUGGAGGUAAGAGGUCACAGGUGGUUUCGCCUGAAAGUAGAUUCGCCCGAAGUUGUUUCGCCCAAACGUACGUCGAUUCGCCCGAUGUUUGUUUGUCGUUCUUUAGGCCUAAAAAAAGGAUUAAGCCUGAAAAGACUGACUGUACAUGUGGAUCAAUAACUUUUUCUUGUGAAAACUUCACACAAAAUAUAUAUAUCAAAGCACUUUAAACCCUCGACUUCGAUUUAGUGAGAGAGUGAUCUGGUAGUUCACUCUUUUAACCUGGGCUUUGAUGUCCUGGUAGCCUGGGACCAGGCUCCGCAGUGGGGGAAAAAGGUAAAACACCGGGGUCAAAUAGGAAAAAUAUAGGACUCUCGGCUCGCUUCGCUCGCCAAGCUGUUUUCUUCGCCAACGUCGAUUUUUUUCUCCUUUUUCCCACAGUGCGGAGCGUGGUCCCAGGCUAAUGUCCAGGACACUAUUUGAUUAAAGUCUUCACGUUUCAAACUCGUUUAGGCCGGUUAAGUAAACAUUUACUAUAGAGUGCUUGAAGGUACACAAGCGACUAACGUUAAGUUGCUUGCGAGAAACCAGCUGAGUCACCUCGUUUUCAACUUGUUUGAUGGCUUUUUCCCAGCUGUUGUUUUUAUUCACCUAAUCUGUAUUUUUAACGUGAUGAAAGGGAAAGAAUUUCUUCGGACGUAGACACUGUCAACUUUGAGCUUCUUAUAACUGCGGUCAAACCAAAUAUAGCAACAAGUGAAGUACACCAAUAUAAAUAUGACGAGCUGUGACUGGUCUAGGAUAAGGCAAAACAGACAAAUGGCUGCCUGAAAUUUGCAAGCUGUUGCUCAAUACAUAGAAUAUUUACUUCGUUCGGUUCGUUUGAGCCAAUAGUAGAAGCCGUGAAAUGCAAAGCAAGUAAUUCUGAAACCAUUCUGUCAUUCCCAAUGUAUGUUUUUGUUGUAGAAUCUAUCCUGUCCUCUCCAGUAGCCAGCAGCCUGUCCACCCUGCCAUUCCAGUUGUUGUCCUCCCUGUUCCAGGAUGAUACAUUGACUUCACUGGAGAGUGUGGCAGUUCAGAGGGCAGCUAUGGAAGUUGGUGCCAUACAGAUGGUUUUACUGUGCCUGGCAGUGCUUAGUCACCACAAGCCGCGUGCAUCUAACCACUCUCACAAUCUGGCCCUCCAGGCACUUUCUGCUCUGACUGGAAGGUAAGCUUAAUCCUUUCAACCCCAAUAUCCACGCACAAAUUCUCCAGACUGGUCUGCAUACAUUUUCUUAAAUAAUUAGUUGGGAGAAUUUGAUAUUAUUUUCCUUUUGGUGACCAUUUUAUAACUUCUCAUAACCUUUUCUCAUGAUGAUGUAAGAAUAUUGUUAGGAGAACACUGAAUGUUGGUCACUCGUGGGACUUAGAGGUGACGUUACGCAAGACGAUUCGCAACGACGAUUUUAAGGGCAACCCAGCACAUUGUGGCGACAUUAGUGUGUUUUGUAACUUGUGAAUUUUGUGUGGAUAAAAUCCUGCGGUGCGAUUCAAGUGAAACCUAUUCAGCAGAACUUUCACAUAGUAAUAUUUGUUUUUCCCGAUUUUCCAAAGUUUGGACCAUUCUGGGAGGAAAAGUUUAAACUUUUCUUUGUCCCAUACUCGGGUCAUGUCGAGCUAUAACCUUUGAGAUUGUCUUACUGUUCAGUCCUACCACUUUCUUUAAUCUCCAUUUCCUUUCUCACGGUACUACAAUGUUGUUCGCUUGUCCCGAAGAAAUAUAAUCUAUUUUCCUUUCCAGCGUAUGUCGUGAUAACGAUACAGGGUCAGGCAGUGAGAGGAGCUACUGGGCUAAAGGAACAGGCUUUGGCACAGGCUCCACCUCCUCUGGCUGGGAUGUGGAACAAGCCAUGCUGAAACAAAAAGCUGAAGAGGAACAUGUUACUUGUCUACUACAGGUAAAAAAAAAUCAGUUGAUAGCCAUUUUUGUGCGUUUUGAUGGGGUGCCGUAUUAAAACGUCUCGUCUCAAGACAGUUUCGGAAGACGAGAUUUUGAGAUGAAUGAAGCAGCUGUACCGACUUAUACCAAGAAAGCGAUAAAAGUUAGCUUUUAUUAUCGAUGUUUAUUGGAAGGUAGAAUUUUUUUUCUUUUCCUUUCUUUUCAUUUCUUUCAUCCUGUUGUAGGUUGUCAGUGAUGUCGUCAUGGUUAAGCUCCUUAUGCGAGUGCCCAGCCACUACCAUGGUAGCACCUGGUCAGGUGCAGGCAGUAGCUGCCGUAAUCUGGAAGGCCAAGGACACCGAGUCUGAAUCCAUUGUUACCAGAACAUUUUCUGAGACGCUUUUCAGGUGCGUUGCUGUGUUAACCAAACUGUUAGUAAAUUGUAUCAAAUAUUUCAAAGUUAUCCUGAAGCUCUAGUCCGCUACAUGGCCGUUUUUAGUGUCUUCAAGCAACGCUCCUCCCCAGUUAUGCGACGAAACUAAAAACUGCUCCAUUGUGCGUGCCAAAAUAGUCUGAAUUUGAUAUGUACCCUCUCCAGUGUACUGUAGCGCUGGGAACAUCGACGUAUUGUCAACUGAAGCUUUUGUCUUUUACAUUUGUGAAGGAAAGCCCUGUUACAGUACAGGUUGACAAUGAAGUGUCCGCAUCAACGAGGUUGACUUUCCACGAGAAUCUGUUGAUUGGGCAAGAAAGAGAGUGUCGGUUGUCCGUAUUAACGGGUGUCCGUAUUAAGCGGAUUCAAUUUAGGGAAAAUGUAAGGGCUUUCCCGAGGGACAAAGAAAAGCGUCCGUAAUAACGAGGUGUCCGUAAAGCUGGGUUUGACUGUAUUGGAGAAAACGUCAGAGAGUGGUGGGUGAGUAGGCUGAACUGCUGUUCGGAAAAUAAGCCUGCGUUACCCCCCACCCCACCCCGUGAAAAAGACUCUCUUCUCGGGAAAGAACAAGACAGGACCCGAGAAGACGGCUGAUGGCUUUACAGUUCUUGUGUCACCCCAAUGUUUUUGUUUCCAGGUUAUGCUGCUUUUACGCGAAAAAUUCAUGCUUCUGAAGCCUUUUCUUAAAUUUUAUUUCCCUUUCUUUUCAGGAGGCUGUUUGAGUUGUCUCAAAAUGUUAGCGAUCAAGAUUCUUUAAAGCAAAGCAUUGACCACCUCAUCGGUGCAUUAACAUACAUCUGUCCAGAGUAUUAUGAGGUACUUUUGGAGUUAACUGGGAUCAAGAACCUGCUACAAGAACAUCACAAGAAAGAAGGAAACAAGGAUCGCAUGUGGUCAACCCUUUUGUCGCCUCCAUCGCGGCUUGUAACACUUGCAACCGCUACUCAGUCCUCCAUCACAAGCCGGAUGCUGUUAAAUUCUGGCCUUCUUGAACUGUGCGUUGAAGCCAUUGUAGACUUCUGUCAUUCGAUUGGAGAUUCGACCCAAGAUUCGUCUGUAGUGAGCUCACCAGAAAGGAAAAAUGGUGUCCCUGUUAAUCUGCUGCCACAUCUUUUGCGUUUUCUCACAUCUUGUUGCCAAGAACCAGCGAUCAAGGAUUGGAUGGGAGAAGGUGGUUACCAAUUUUGGUUUCCUCUUUUAUCGAAACUCUGCGGGGGUCAUAGUGACUACAGUAAUUUGCAAGGGAGAUUACCAGGCAUAGCGUCUUCCAUCUCAAGGUACAGUAGCUUCGCGGUUGAAGUCGCAACCCUUGAACUGCUGUGUAGUUGUGUGCGUUUUCAUCCUCGAAAUCAAGAGAAAAUGGCCUGCCUUUUGGUUGAAAUUAUCGAGGGACAGGGUUCUUUGUCGUCAUCAAACUUGUCGAAGAAAUCAGUGAAUACUACUCGAGUCAGUGGCUUCAUCCGACAGUUGAUCUUGAAGAUGUUGUUGGAGGACGAAACAAUUCCCAUCUGUUUGCAUGUUGAAAAUGAUUCAAACUUACAGUCGUUUAGAGGGACGGAUUUUUAUCAUAGACCUGGUUGGCACCCUCGCCUUGGAGCAGGACACUCAUUCGUGUUGCUUUCUGCUAAAAUGUCAUCAAAUCUUCAAGAACUAAGCAGGCAAAUUCUUUUACCUCAAUCAGAAAAACAUGUUGAGACAAUUCCCGAGGAAAAGACCUUUAAGUCGUCAGCAGAAGGAAGUACAGACCCAUGUGACUUUGGUCUGUACGAAGGAUUUGAAUUUCUGGAGUCUGUUAGUCUUGCUGCGGGGCUGAACGUAAAGAACAAAAGGGCGGAUAAAAGUGACAAUUUAUCGACAAAGGACAAUCCUACUACUUUACAGAGUAUCAAUCAAAAGAGUAACUUAUCUUACUCACUUUUUCAUGAGAUCUUUGGUGAUAAGUCUUUGCCACAGUCUUGGACAUUGGCCCAAUUAAUGCAGUCCUUGAUAAACAGUGGACUCCCUUGUGGAAGUUCGUUUCUUGAGCUGACCUGUAGGAAGCAAGAAGAAACGAAGUUGGUAGAUUCCUUGCCAACUGUCACGUCGUUGUCGACUCCCCUGGACAUCUUUGCUAAACAGGAUGGGCUUGCGCAGUUGUCAAUUCACUUGCCACGCCACAUCAUUGUCUCCCCCUCAGUUAUACCAGCUACAGACCUCGAAGAGAGGGAUGCUGAUAACAAUGGCGUAGGUAGACUACCCUCGUACCCCACCCAGCUUCCGCUGCCUCUGGUUUCUCUCCCCGCAUCAGUUGCCAGUACUGUUCCAGCUCAUUCUCUUGUUGCAUUUGGCUUGUUCAUUCGCCUUCCAGGGUACAACAAAGUGCUUCUACAGGAUCGUCGCAGAGCUCGCUAUCUUCUGAGGCUGCUUAUGGGCACCAAGCAGGAUAGUGAUGGAGGUAAGAGGUCACAGGUGGUUUCGCCUGAAAGUAGAUUCGCCCGAAGUUGUUUCGCCCAAACGUACGUCGAUUCGCCCGAUGUUUGUUUGUCGUUCUUUAGGCCUAAAAAAAGGAUUAAGCCUGAAAAGACUGACUGUACAUGUGGAUCAAUAACUUUUUCUUGUGAAAACUUCACACAAAAUAUAUAUAUCAAAGCACUUUAAACCCUCGACUUCGAUUUAGUGAGAGAGUGAUCUGGUAGUUCACUCUUUUAACCUGGGCUUUGAUGUCCUGGUAGCCUGGGACCAGGCUCCGCAGUGGGGGAAAAAGGUAAAACACCGGGGUCAAAUAGGAAAAAUAUAGGACUCUCGGCUCGCUUCGCUCGCCAAGCUGUUUUCUUCGCCAACGUCGAUUUUUUUCUCCUUUUUCCCACAGUGCGGAGCGUGGUCCCAGGCUAAUGUCCAGGACACUAUUUGAUUAAAGUCUUCACGUUUCAAACUCGUUUAGGCCGGUUAAGUAAACAUUUACUAUAGAGUGCUUGAAGGUACACAAGCGACUAACGUUAAGUUGCUUGCGAGAAACCAGCUGAGUCACCUCGUUUUCAACUUGUUUGAUGGCUUUUUCCCAGCUGUUGUUUUUAUUCACCUAAUCUGUAUUUUUAACGUGAUGAAAGGGAAAGAAUUUCUUCGGACGUAGACACUGUCAACUUUGAGCUUCUUAUAACUGCGGUCAAACCAAAUAUAGCAACAAGUGAAGUACACCAAUAUAAAUAUGACGAGCUGUGACUGGUCUAGGAUAAGGCAAAACAGACAAAUGGCUGCCUGAAAUUUGCAAGCUGUUGCUCAAUACAUAGAAUAUUUACUUCGUUCGGUUCGUUUGAGCCAAUAGUAGAAGCCGUGAAAUGCAAAGCAAGUAAUUCUGAAACCAUUCUGUCAUUCCCAAUGUAUGUUUUUGUUGUAGAAUCUAUCCUGUCCUCUCCAGUAGCCAGCAGCCUGUCCACCCUGCCAUUCCAGUUGUUGUCCUCCCUGUUCCAGGAUGAUACAUUGACUUCACUGGAGAGUGUGGCAGUUCAGAGGGCAGCUAUGGAAGUUGGUGCCAUACAGAUGGUUUUACUGUGCCUGGCAGUGCUUAGUCACCACAAGCCGCGUGCAUCUAACCACUCUCACAAUCUGGCCCUCCAGGCACUUUCUGCUCUGACUGGAAGGUAAGCUUAAUCCUUUCAACCCCAAUAUCCACGCACAAAUUCUCCAGACUGGUCUGCAUACAUUUUCUUAAAUAAUUAGUUGGGAGAAUUUGAUAUUAUUUUCCUUUUGGUGACCAUUUUAUAACUUCUCAUAACCUUUUCUCAUGAUGAUGUAAGAAUAUUGUUAGGAGAACACUGAAUGUUGGUCACUCGUGGGACUUAGAGGUGACGUUACGCAAGACGAUUCGCAACGACGAUUUUAAGGGCAACCCAGCACAUUGUGGCGACAUUAGUGUGUUUUGUAACUUGUGAAUUUUGUGUGGAUAAAAUCCUGCGGUGCGAUUCAAGUGAAACCUAUUCAGCAGAACUUUCACAUAGUAAUAUUUGUUUUUCCCGAUUUUCCAAAGUUUGGACCAUUCUGGGAGGAAAAGUUUAAACUUUUCUUUGUCCCAUACUCGGGUCAUGUCGAGCUAUAACCUUUGAGAUUGUCUUACUGUUCAGUCCUACCACUUUCUUUAAUCUCCAUUUCCUUUCUCACGGUACUACAAUGUUGUUCGCUUGUCCCGAAGAAAUAUAAUCUAUUUUCCUUUCCAGCGUAUGUCGUGAUAACGAUACAGGGUCAGGCAGUGAGAGGAGCUACUGGGCUAAAGGAACAGGCUUUGGCACAGGCUCCACCUCCUCUGGCUGGGAUGUGGAACAAGCCAUGCUGAAACAAAAAGCUGAAGAGGAACAUGUUACUUGUCUACUACAGGUAAAAAAAAAUCAGUUGAUAGCCAUUUUUGUGCGUUUUGAUGGGGUGCCGUAUUAAAACGUCUCGUCUCAAGACAGUUUCGGAAGACGAGAUUUUGAGAUGAAUGAAGCAGCUGUACCGACUUAUACCAAGAAAGCGAUAAAAGUUAGCUUUUAUUAUCGAUGUUUAUUGGAAGGUAGAAUUUUUUUUCUUUUCCUUUCUUUCCUUUCUUUCUUUUUCCCGUUUGGUUUGUUUUUUUUGUUUGUUUUACUUCCUGAAUUUGUAUAGAAUCGCAAAUUAUAAAUUCAUGUCUUAAUCAUAAAUCUAACUCAUUUAUCAAACUGAUUACGGUAAAUACUAAAACAACUAACGGGCGGUACAUAGCGCUAGAUAUAUGCCUCGACGCUUCUCUUGUUCGGUAAAAAUUCACUAUUUUUCACCCUCCCUUCGGGGGACAGUUCACCUGUCCCUCCCCUAGGCCAACAUUAACAAUUACUUCUCACUUAAGGCAAAAUGUUGGCUUAGGGGAGGGGUAGAUGGGUAGUUGCCCAGAAAAUUGCCAGCCUCAUAUUGAAUAGUGAAUACUAGGCCUCUCCAAAUAGUUAUUUGUAAGUGUGCUUAUUUUGUAGGUUCUUGCAAGCUAUAUCAAGACCUUUAGACAAGAGCGCGAGACUAAUGAAGUGGAGUGUUCAGAAUCAAGCCUCGCGUUGUCACUGUUAGAGUUGUUGGGAGAAUCGUGUCUGAUUCCUGCUCUGUCGUCCUACCUGAGGAAUGACUCCGGUUUGUAGAUGUGCCUUGCUACAGUUAAUAUCAUUUCUCCCGUGACAGUUAUUUUUCUUAAUUCUGAAUUUACGGUUGUUUAAUUCAUUUGUUCCUGUUCAUCUUUUGGUCGCGUGACAAACGUGUCCGUUAUCACUCGACAAGAAGGGAGUCAAAAGCUCGUGCGAACUCCUGUCCUUAAUCCUGAUUGGAUAGAAGGGAAACUCGGGGGUGUUUAUAUUGUAGGUAAAAUCUGUUCUCCGGUCAAACCAGUGUUCGCCAUAGUUUGAUUCUUAAUUUCCUGUGUUUUCAAGCCCUGGUUAUUCACAGGAGACAAAGAAAAUUGUGGUAUAACUUGAGAGCGGUUUUUGCUGACAACAUUUACAGCUUAACAGUAUGUGGUGGAAUCCCGUUAGUUCGAAGCUUCAGGGGAAACUGAAAUUGGUUCCAAAGAUUUUCUGGGAGGUUUGGACAAUGAGACGUAAAAUUACAUCGUCUGGUUGGUUUUAGCACUGCACGAAAAAAAUGGAUUUACACAAAUUUACUCCGUGCAAAUAUGGUGCAAAAAUGUGCAAACGGAGGGAAAUCAAAAGCAAAGAUGGUAAAUACCACAUUAGCUUGCCAGUUUACAUGGGGUUGUAAAUUUGAGGGCAAAUGCGGUAUUUACCAUCUUCGUCCUUUAUUUAACCUUAGUUUGCACUUUCUUGCACCAUAUUUGGACUAAGUAAAUUUGGUGUGAAUCAAAUUUUUCGUGCAGUGCAUGGUUUGAAUGAGUAUUCGGAAGGUUCAAGAGACUAACGGUCCUAGACACUCCCUGCCGGAGUCACGGAGUAACGGAGCCAUUGCUUUUCUUUUAUUACAGUGCUGGACAUGGCACGCCAUGUUCCUCUGUACCAAGCUGUCUUGAAUGUCCUCCGUGCCAUUGCCUUGUGCCCAGUUCUCCUGCCUCUGUUGCUCCCUCGAUCAAAUGGUUAUUCGCCAAGUCACCAAGACAGAGCUUCGUUAGAGGCCCCUUGUAUAGCCACACUUCUGGACAAGAUGAGGCAGUGUGUUGACACUUACUCUAGAACUUUACGGUUUGUAUCUCAACAUUCCUGAUGACAAUUUCACAAUAAACAAGACGCUAUCAAAACGUAUACUUGGGCUUUGAACUGUAGGGUAGUUCUUAUACUCUGAGCUUGGGCUUACUUUCGCAAGGGCGUGGUUGGUGUACAAUGAGCCUACCGCCAUCAGUGGCGGACUACGCACGCGCAUCUGACUCCAAUUGUGUUCAACGGCUAGACCAGAUUCAAACUUGGCUAUUCUAUUGGACGCCCAAUUUUACAAAAAGGAUUAGUGAGCUCGUCCACAAAUUACAUGUACUUACCCCAAUAUUAAGCGUGUUUUAGACAGGUUGUACAGUUGCCUAAGUAACCUUUUAAACCAUGAAAUAACCUUAAGUUGUCUGGCAGUGAUUUGUUACAACGGACGAAUAUAAUUUGGAUUGAUCCGCGGAAGUCAGCUACCUUGUUAAAAGGAAGUAACCGUUCUUGUAUUAUUUUUUGACAGCUCAACUCAGUGGAAAAGAGAAGAUCCUACUCCAUCCCCCACCAGUGCGUCAAGCACCGCUGGUUCAAGUACAACAACCGAGGAAGACACUUCAGCAGGUGCUAGUCCAUCGGGAACAAAGGCACAAAUGCAAGGCUCAACAGAGGAAAAGAAGGAUGCCGAGGCAGAAGGGCUAGCGCAACUUAUACCGGACAUCCAAGAAACUGCAAAGCUGUUGCAGCAGGUAGUUCAGAAAUUUCGUAAGCAGAAGGCCGUCCACACCAAGUCAAUGGAAGGAACCGGAAAGGAGCCUGAAAGCGAAGCUGCAUCUCUCUCACCCGAAGAGAGGUAUUUGGCCAGCAUGAAACCUCUUCAGUUUGGUAAGUGUUGUCACGUUUUUGAGUUCCUCGUUGGGGUUGGGAAAUGAAUAGGGAGUCUGCCUAAGAUGUCAUGACGGCGACGGCACCAACAACGUAAAAAAAAGAAUAGCUGUGGAUUACCAAAAAGAACAACUUUGCACGUGCGGCACACUUUUUGAUAUAUUUCUUUGGUGUUGCCGCACGACGAGGACGUAAAAAUGCCUAAUUUCGCGUCCUAUGGAGGACGGAAAUAAGUUAGGACGGAUUUCUCCUGUUUUUGAACAUGGAUAUUUUUGCGGAAUUCAACUCCAGGAGAAUUCGGCUACGUUUGACAAAGUGAGCAGGUUGGUAUAAUCGCGCUGAAGUUUUGAAAAACGCGAAGUCGCUUUUUAAAUAUUCAAACUCCCUGAUGUGGGAUUCAUGACCGCGAAGAAACAAGAGGCUCAUCAUGGCGCGAUUUUAAUUGCUUAGGCCUUAGGCCUUCGCGCGUCCUUGUUUGUGUUUUUGGUCUCUGUCUGCCAUGAACUAUGCAAACAACAUCUUAGAGGGAUAUUUUAUUACAAUCCUGUUGUCUUUUUCUUUUCUUACUCCGUCUUUCUUCUUAACAGGAACUCACAAGAUUGUGGUCGAAAAAGAUGGAAAGUUAGAGUUCGAUUCUGGUGGCUACCAUUUUGCGUCUUCCGUGCGGUCAGCGGGUAAUGGUACUGGAAGUGGUGGCAUGGUGCGGGCCAGACGUCUGGCACAGGAAGUGUCGUCAUUAGCAACGUCACUUCCACUUUCCUGCAGUUCGAGUGUGUUUGUCCGUUGUGAUAAAGAAAGACUGGAUGUAAUGAAGGUAAUGACCAAACAAAUGUGGAAGUCAUCAUGAUGUAGUCCCGUUAUAAUUGUGAAGUUUAACGAAAGAUAAAGGGUGUUUUUUUAGCGGAUCUCAGCGCGCGCGCUAAGGGCAACCAAUGUAAAAUCUCACACUUUCUAGCUAGUGUGGGAGCCUGCAACCUUCUUCUGCACAUCCAUGUUGUGGUCAAUUGACAGCUGUCAAAACAGGGUAUCCGCUGACCAGUAUUACAUGACCAUAUCGCCGGCUCAGGUGCCGAGUCAUCGAGGUUUUGUGUUUUUUUAAGUAAUCCGCUGACAAGUUACUAGUUUUCAACCGACCGCAUGCACAACUCUAAGUGGAUUUCUUUGCGAUGGUUACUAGUUUAAGUUAUAAAUCUAUUCAUGGGAGUUUCACUUUUAGCUGUGGGUAAAUCCUUAUUAUUAUCAUUAUUUUUAGGUGCUUAUAACAGGUCCUUCGGAUACUCCAUACGCCAAUGGAUGCUUUGAAUUUGAUGUGUACUUUCCCCAGAACUACCCUGAAUCUCCCAUGUUUGUCAACUUUGAGACAACUGGUCAUCACAGUAUUCGCUUCAAUCCAAACCUGUACAAUGAUGGAAAGGUAAUGGUGCAAAGUCACAAUUUGAUGCGGUCGAUAUCAUGCGUUUUAUAACAAAGUUCAGAUAUAACGCGAACUCUGAUUGGAUGAAAACAGUGCUUUAUGAGAGCAUAAAAACACGGAGUUAAAACUGUCACCGCCAUCUGCUAAUACUUUCUUUUUAAAGCUGGAAUUAAGUAAUGCGUGGGGAAUUUAACGGCUUCUUUGUCACAUAGAUAAUGAAGCCUUGUCUGUCCUCUGUUCUGUUUCUCUCUGGAAGCGGCUAAAUCACUCAAGAAGCAGGGAGUAACACGACUACAUCUCUCUAUUCGUUCGUGCUCUUGCCGCUUCCUGCGUGCUUUACAAUAGAACAGAGCACAGUCAAGGCUUCUUUAUUUGUUAACUAGAAUUUGACCCAUUUAACCCAUAGUGAGAGCAGGCAGACGGCUCUGAAGGCUAAUUUGUCGUAUUUCUUAUGUGGCAGGUUUGUCUAAGUAUCUUGAACACUUGGCACGGUAGACCAGAGGAGAAGUGGAAUCCACAGAACUCAAGCUUUCUUCAAGUAAGUGAAGAACAGCUCCUAUUCUUUACUUUCACGGUUGCAUUCAUUGUUUUCAAUCCAAAUGGCCUGUCUCCGACGUAGAAAUAGGGCGGCGCGCAGGGUGAGACUUAAGGAAAAAGCGGCGCAGGAACCUAUUUUGUCUCCGAUCAUCCUAUUUCGUUACGUUCCCCACGAUCGCCCGGAACAAACUUAAAUCCAACGUGAAGUUGUGUUAGGUUUUUUUUUCUCCCGCAUUUAGCCUUUUCCACCUUUUUUCCCCUCAAGUUAAAGUUCGUUUACGUCAGUUAUGCUUGGUGAACGUUCUUAGCCUAAGAGUUUUUCCAACCUAUUGUAGGUUCUGGUGUCAAUUCAAUCGCUCAUUCUGGUUCACGAGCCAUACUUCAAUGAACCUGGGUACGAGAGGUCGAGGGGUACACCCGCUGGCCAGCAGAAUUCGAGGGAAUACGACGCCAACAUUUGUCAAGCAACUGUACGCUGGGCUAUGCUGGAACAGUUAAGGAAGCCUUCGCCCUGUUUUAAACAGGUCAGACUAGAGUCUAUUGUAAAUAUAGACGCUGAUCAACAGCACAUUCUCAUUGAAAUUCAUUAGAUCGGCGGUAAAAUGGGGACGAAGAAUCGCCAAUUUGGUCCAGCACAUGCGUCAUUCAGGGGCAGCAAUUUGUAAAACCUCUAUUAACCGAUUUAAUCCUAGACGUUUUGCCAUAAACGGCAUUUUCAGUAGCUUAAAGCUCAAGUAAACAUUUCUUCCGGGUUGCAUUGAAGCUACUAUGUAAGUUUACGGUGUGGACGUAGCUGAUUUCAAGCUUUCGGGUCUAAAAGACGAAAACUUGUCACUAUGCUACAUCAGCCCAGUGCUCUGAACUAGGACAAGUUUUUUUUUCUCGUGUUGUUAAGAAUUUGAAUGAUACUCAGGGCGUUUGUUAUGUCUUGUGCAUACAAUUAGGUUAUCCAAGCGCACUUCUACUACAAGAAAGAUGAAAUCCUGGCACAGUGCGAACGAUGGAUCAAAGACACAGAGAGUCUUUUAGCCGGGAGACCCGUGGGGCGAGCCAUAUCUCAUCAUGUACAGUCCUUGAAGCAGAACACAGUUCUGCUGAAACAGGAGCUGGAGAAGCUAGAACCGCCUCCUGAACCCAGGGAAGGGGAGGAGGACAGUGAUGAAGAUAGUGAUUGACACUGUCACUCACUCAAUAAUAAUUAACAUUGUCACUCGCUCAAUAACGGAAUCGACAGUUGCAGCAACUGUUUUAUUCACAGAGUAUUCGGCGCGGUUAAGUGUUAACCUCCAUAGGCGCUGUGGUUUAUUGUGCAAUUCAAGACGUCAUUUGCGAAAUGCGAAAUGAGCUUUGACACACGUGGAACCGACACGUUUCAUUUACCACGCCUAAGAGCAUUUAAAAUACGCGAAAACUACUGCCAGGUAUUUAUCCUUCAAAGGAGCAGGAUGUGUGCGUGCGUGCGUGGUAUAACAUGACUACUGGGCCAUUGCUGUGUAAAAGUAAAGGACGCGAUUGCGUGUGGGACAUCAAGCGGUAAUAUGAAAUCACUUUGUUUCCUUGUUUGUACACCGCAUUUACUGAAAAGAAAGUAACUGCUUUACCAUCAAACAAGAACAAGCUGAGUUAUCGAAUCACUGACUGAACGAUAAGAUGUGAUAGUUUCUUGCCAGCGUCAACAUUGUAAUCAUAUUCCAACUCGAUCUGGCUUCGGUUUCAUUCCCAAUUCACCAGGUCACCUUUGGAAAUAUCGUUGCACUCUUGGGCAUGUUCUCUAAUUAAGCAAACCUUAAAACUAAACUCUGAUUCGAAAAAAAGCUAGCUAGAAGAUGCAGCUAGCUUUAAAGCAAGCACAUAAGGUUGUGUGCGAUCCUUCCGUGGACCAGUUUCAGUUCCGACAUUUUUAGUUAAUUACCCAAAACAUAAUAUGGAUAUGUGAUUUGAUUAACAGAUUAUUUUAUUACAUUGGGGUAUCCGAACUCUACGGACGCACCGCACUAUAUAAGUGGUAUUUGUUUAAAGACUCCUGACUUCAUCCCCUACGUAAUUUUGAUUUACAUAGUAUCCUCAUGAAUUACUGUAAAUUGUAUAGAGACCAGUGCGCUAUAAGGGCAACUAAAUGGUUUCAAAGAUAAAUAGAUGUCUCAACCAGUGGAUACUAGAUGGAGGGACUGAAUCGCAACAGCUAAAACCAGGCCCCAGUUGUUCAAAAGCUGGAUAGCGCUAUCCACCGGAUAAAUCACUAUCCAGUGGAUAAAUACUAGGGAAACCAAUUGCGCUGUCCAGUGAAAUGCAAUUUCACCUCAUAAUAGUUUCAGUCCUUUUAAAAACGUGUGAGAAAGAUCAUGGAGAUAGCUCCAGCCGAUUGCGUGCCUCCGUGGAUAGAGGUUUAUCCAGUGGAUCGCACUAUCCACUUUUUGAACAACCGAAACCAGAUGUAGUGACCAGCGGGGUUUGGCAGAGGUUUUCAAUGUCGUAGGGUCACAAAGGUGGUUUCAGUAUAUGUUGUAGAGAAUUUCUGUACUGGGGGGUGGGGCUCCGAAAAGCUGAUUGGUGCAUUCGCCGCUUUAAAAACGGGAAAGGAACUAGUGCCGAAAUAUGCCCUACAAGUGUUUCUGGGAUAGAUACUGGGGACGCGCCGGUCAGCUAUUGGCCAUUUUUCUCGUUCCCAGUAACAGUUUCACAAGACCAAUAUUAACACUGAUGGACACGUGUCAACUCCGCGGUAUGGCCAUUACCUGUCCAUGGCCGCCACUACCGGGGUGAUAUGGUUGUGUGCAUGCUUAAGGGGAAUGGCCAUACCGCGGAGUUGGUACAGUCCCACAAGUCUUGGCAACCGUUUACUUGGACCAGUUCCCAAAGUGGCGAAUUCUGCCCACUUCGACAAGCACCUUGAAGGUUUGCGUAAAAUCUGUAAAUUUAUUUAAACAUAGUUAGGUACUAACUAUGAUUUAAAU